CCUUUGCUCUGCUGCAGUCGGAGCCCACAGUGAGGUCCGCACAAACCAGUCCGGGACCGGGGGAGACAGGCGGGAGCAGGGAGUCCGGGGGAGACACGGUGUGACAGGCGGGAGCAGGGAGUCCGGGGGAGACACGGUGUGACAGGCGGGAGCAGGGAGUCCGGGGGAGACACGGUGUGACAGGCGGGAGCAGGGAGUCCGGGGGAGACACGGUGUGUCCGCUAUCAGACAGGGCAUUGCCGACUAACUCCGGAGUGACUGCAGUGAGUGCUGCCCGGGGUGAGUUAACAUCCAGCUAUAUUUCGUCUGUUUUCAAUGCUAACACGUAAUGUGUCCAUGUUUUAGACAGUGUGUCCCAUGUUAGGCUCCCCCUCACUAUCCCAUGCCAGCCUCCCCUGCUCCCUCACUAUCCCAUGCCAGCCUCCCCUGCUCCCUCACUAUCCCAUGCCAGCCUCCCCUGCCCCCUCACUAUCCCAUGCCAGCCCCCCUGCCCCCUCACUAUCCCAUGCCAGCCUCCCCUGCCCCCUCACUAUCCCAUGCCAGCCCCCCUGCCCCCUCACUAUCCCAUGCCAGCCCCCCUGCCCCUCACUAUCCCAUGCCAGCCCCCUCUGCUCCCCUCACUAUCAAUGCCAGCCCCCUGCCCUCUCAUAUCCAUGCCAGCCCCCUCUGCUCCCUCGCUAUCCACAUGCCCCCUGCCCCCUCACUAUCCCAUGCCAGCCUCCCUGCUCUUCACUAUCCAUGCCAGCCCCCUGCUCCCUCACUAUCCAUGCCAGCCCCUGCUCCUUCACUAUCCGCCGCAGCCCCCUCUGCUCGCCUUCACUAUCCCAUGCCAGCCCCCCCCUGCCUCCCUCACUAUCCCAUGCCAGCCCCUGCCCCUCCUAUCCAUGCCAGCCCCCCCUCACUAUCCCAUGCCAGCCCCCUCUGCUCCCUCACUAUCAUGCCAGCCCCCCUGCCCCCUCACUAUGUUCAGCCUCCUGCUCUUCACUUAUCAUGCCAGCCCCCUGUCAUGCUAUCCCAUGCCAGCCCCCCCCUCUGCUCCUUCACUAUCCCGUGCCCCAGCCCCCCUGCCUCCUCACUAUCCCACCAGCCCCCCUGCCCCUCACUAUCCCAUGCCAGCCUCCCCCUGCUCCCUCACUAUCCCAUGCCAGCCCCCUGCUCCCCUCACUAUCUCAUGCAGCCCCCUGCUCCUUCACUAUCAUGCCAGCCCCCUUGUCCCUCACUAUCCCAUGCAACCCCCUAACCCCCCUCACUAUCCCAUGCCAGCCCCCUCUUGCCCCUCACUAUCCAUGCCAGCCCCCUGCUCCCUCACUAUGCCAUGCCAGCCCCCUGCUCCCUCACUAUACCAUGCCAGCCCCCUGCUCCCCACUAUCCAUGCCCUCCUCCCCUGCUAUCCCAUGCGGCCUUCCCUCCCCAUACUAUCCCAUGCCAGCUUCCCUCCCCUCACUAUCCAUGCCAGCCUCCCCUCCCCCCCAUACUAUCCCAUGCCAGCUUCCCCAUGCCCUCCCCUUACUAUCUCUUGCCAGCCUCCCCUUGCCUCCUUACUUUCCCAUGCCAGCCUCCCCCUGCCCCCUUACUGUCCCUUCCCAGCCUCCCCCUGCCCUCUUACUAUCUUUUGCCUGCCUACCCUUGCUACCCCAUGCCAGCCUCCCCCUCUCCACCUUACUGUCUCAUGCCAGCCUCCUCUUACUAUCCCAUGCCAGUCUCCCCUGCCCUUCUUGGUACCCCAUGCCAGUCUCCACCUGCCCUCCUUAGUAUCGAAUGCCAGCCUCCCCCUUACUAUCCCAUGCCAACCUCCACCUUUCCUCCUUAGUAGCCCAUACCAGCUUUGUAACCCAUGCUAGCUUCCCCCUUAAUAUUUCUUUGCCAGCCUCCAUCUGCUUUUCUUAAUAUCCCAUUCCAUUCUCCACCUGCCCUCUUUACUAACCCAUGCCAGCUUUGUAUCCCAUGCCAGCUUCCACCUGCCCCCUUAGUAAUCCAUGCCACCCUCCACCUCCCCUUCUUAGUAACCCAUGCCAGCCUCCAUCUGCCAUCCUCAGUAACCCAUGCCACCCUCCCUCUGCCCUUCUUAGUAACCCAUGCCAGCCUUCUAUCCCAUGCCAGCCUUCACCUACUCUCCUUAAUAACCCAUGCCAGCCUUGUAUCCCAUGCCAGGCAACAACAGCCCUCCUUAGUAUCCCAUGCCUGGCUUUCUCUGCCCUCCUUAGUAUCCCAUGCCAGCCUCCCUCAGCCCAUUCAGUUAUAUAAUGCCAGCUUUUCUCUAUCCCCACUUCAGUGUAUUCUAUAUCUGCAUCUCUUUACCCUGCAUCAGUAUAUCAUAUGCCAGCUUGCCUGUCCCAUUUUUGUAUCUGUUGAGGCUUCCCCUUGCUUGUAUUUUAUGUACAACUGUGACAGCGUCAUUCUGCCACUUCAGUUAAAACCUUUCCAGCGUCCAUUUCCCCAUUUUUAGUCUAUUCUGUUAACAGCCCUUUUUAUUUAACGUAUCCAGUACUACCAUCAUUCUGACACACUUCAGUAUAUCUAGUUCUAGAAUUCAGUGUACCCCAUGCCAGUCUCUCUUUGAUGCUUCAGUUCAUCUCAUGACCGAUUCCAUCUGCCCCAUUCUGUCAGGUUCUCUUUGCCCCUUCGUUGCCUGUUUAGCUCUGCUCAGUCUUUAUUAAGUGUGUUUAAUUAUUAAAAAUUUUUUUUUUAAUGUACUCUGGAUCCCAUUGACCAGAAGAACUACAGAUUCUGCUCUGGUAGCAUGUUAAUUGCCCCUUCCCAAAUAAUGCUACUUUCUGUCGAACCUUAUUCUACAAUGUGCAUAUUGUUUUCUAACAUGCCUAUCCUCAUUCCUACCUUGGCAUGUUUUUGUCUUAUACUAGGAAUGUUUCCAUGUGAAUAUGUAGUUGAAAUACAGAAUUUGUGUCUAAUAUAGGGAAAAAAGUCUGGUAUUUACUAAAAUGGCGACUUUGCUGUUAUUUACUGAAUGCAGAGCUCAUCUUCAAACCCACUAUAAUCAAAGCCUGGGUCUGUCAACGCAAAUAAUGCAUACAAUUCGGUAAAACGGAACGUUGACAUAAUCCACAAGUCCUUCUAACUGAUUUUUGUUUUCUGAAAAAGGAAGAAAUCUUUAUUCAAUAUAUGAAAACAAACACAGAAAAUUGACAAAAUAUUUCUCAAACACAUAAAGAUAUUGUAUACAUGAAUCAAUAAAACGUAUUAUCAGUAUAUGCAGUAAAAGAGCUUACAGUACACUAUGAUAACUAGACUAUUUGCAUUACUAAUUGGUAUCGACUGGCCCUGGAGACUGCCCUGCAUGGUUUCAUGCACCACAUGUGGCGUUUCCUAGAGGUUAUCACAGAAAAAAAUAUAGCUUUGUCAGAAAGCAAAUUGGAACUAAAAUAUAUAUAUAUAAUUUCUUUUUUCUUUUUUUUUUUUUUGUCUUCUUUGAAUGUCAUGACCGUAUGUUCCAUAUGACAUCUACUUUUAGUUUGAAUACAGAGGUAAUUGUUUGCAAAGUGAUACAUAGGAAAAUAAAAGGUUUUAUUUUGGAGCAUGAUCAAGGUCUACUAUAAGUAUUUUGAAACUCAUAUCUGUAUUGUUGAAUCGUAAGGCAGCACACUGCAAAAAUACAUCAGACAUUUUAAAGGGACACUCCAAGCUAUAGAACAGCCUUUUGUUGUAGUGAUCAAGCUAGGAAGCUGUUAAUUUUGGCAUUUUUAUAUUUUUUCUUUAUUUUCUUGAAAUCUCCAGCAGUCUUGUUCUCCUGUUGACAUAAUGUGGGGAAGGACUGCUUUUCUUUGCUGGCUAAGUACUCCUGUACUUUAGCUUCCAUAUUACCUCCUCUCCCUGUGCAAGUCUACCUCAGUGCCCCUAAUGUGACGGUGCAUGCACACAUCCCUGUUACCUGCCUCUGUCUCUCUCUCUCUCGAAGUCUAAGCACGCAAUCACAUUUUCCAUAAUUAUACUUUUUUUGCUGUAUGAAGUUGUCAUCUAUAAACAUUUAGUAUUUCAUGAAUUAAUUACUUGCUUUGAAAGAAGUGAAUUGAAUGCAGAAAUUUGAAUUAUUAAUUUUAAACACAUGGUUGCAAAAAGCAAAGAGAUUUUAGUCAAAGGCACAGGCCUGUUAAAGCGUUAUUGAAAAACAAAUGUUGCUAUCUGCAGUGACUGUCAGUCGAGUUUGCUAAAUUGACACCCAAGCAGCCAGACCUGGAAUCGAUCAGAAAAACGUAUGUGGUUUUUUUUUAAUUCUGUGCAGACGUAGUUCGGACUUCAAGUACUGUUUACGUUUAUGACAAACUUAUUGUAAAGUACCUGUGAUUUUAUUUAGGAGUAAAAGUUGAUCUUGCAGACCAGUAGUGCCCAAAAGGUAGAUCACCAGAUUUUGUAGAACUAAAAUUCCCAUGAUGCUGUGCACUUCUACAAAAUGCCGUUAGAAUGACAAAGCAUCAUGGAAGCCUUUUGGGCACCACUGUUGUAGUUUGAAUUUGGAAUGCACAUGAGUUAGAUUUUCCACUUCCAGGCCUGCUUUGUUAUUCUACAAAAACAUUAUUUUUUUUUUUUGUAUUUCAUAUGGAUUUCACAUGCGUUUUUAAAAAAAUCUUUUUUUUAUUUUUUUUCCUUUACAUAAAAAAUCGAAAAGUUUAUUUUGGCUGAUGUAGUUUUGAUUUGAGCCCUUAUCCCAGAUCCCAGCAGGAAAUUGCAUAUCUUUUGCAUGAUAGGCUAUGGUGUGGGUCUUCUACCCUAGCCUUCAUUUACAAAAAAAAAAAAAAAGUGUUGAACUAAAAAAAACAAACAUGUGGCUUGAGGGGCCAAAAAGUUAGUAGCGGCUUAUUGAACAGUAGCAGUUUUUACAUUCCCUUAUAAAAAAAUUUUCUCCUGGUCUGUGUUGGCUGGAUAGUCAGUACAUCCGUGAGCAAGCCUUUCUCGUCAUGAGACGUGCCCAGGUAUCUUCCCUAGCAAUCAUUGCAAAGGAAAGUGCAUAUUUACGAGGUCUACCCUGGCGAAUUGUCUUCCGAAGGAACCCGUAUACAGUGCGACCUCGGUUUACAAACGCCUCGGUUAACGUAAUUUUUGUUCACAAAUGAAAAUCCAUUGAAAAUAAUCCCUCGGUUUACACAUUUUUUUUUUUUCCCGCAAUACAAAGCAAGUUUCCCCAGGAUGCAUUGCACCGGGGAGGUUUAUAGCCCCGCCCCCUGCAUGCUGGAGCCUGUGGGUAGCUCGUGGCGUCGAGUGGGGUGGUGUUGGAGCGGCUUUUGCAUUGAGUUUUGGAGCCGUUCUGGAAAUUGUUUGCAGUUGUUUUGGGACUUUUUGGUGCAUUUCUCAAGCUGUGGAAAGGUAGGGAGCUGAGCUUUGUCAUUUGCAUUCCUUUUAUUGUGUGUUCUGCAUUGUGGGUUGGUUUCCAUGCCAGCUCAUUUUGACUUUUUUUCUGACCUCCAGAACGGAUUAAUCGCUUUUCAAUGCAUUCCUAUGGGAAACCGCGUUUCAGUUUACAAAUUUUUCGCAAAGGGAAACAUCCCAGAGAACGCAUUAAAUUCGUAAACCGAGGUCCCGCUGUAUUCCUUUUUUCAAGGGAAAAGCCAUUUCACUGGUCUUCAUUGGAAGAACUUUCUGAGGACCAAUGCUUUAAUAAUAAAUAAAAUACUAACUGGAUUUGGAAAGUCCUGGAUGUUUUGGAGAUUUGGGGUUGUUGUGUUUUUUUUUGUUUUUGUUUUUUUGGGGGGUGGGGGGUGUUCUCAGCUUUUUGUUAAGCAUAUUUAAACUUGACAAAUUAUUUUAUUUUUAUUUUCUCUAUUGUGAUAAUUUGUGUUAAUUAAGGCCUUCCAAGUAAUAAUUGGCUUUUAAACCUCAAUUAUUCCAAUGGGAAUGCCCUUUAUUUUGCCCUUGUGCAAACUUAAAGUGGCACUCUCCCACCUCUAGUUUUGCCAAUAUCUAAUGGAACUGUAGGCUGCGCUUUGUAAAGUGGAACUUGCAGGGUCUUUGCAGCAAUAUAUCCAUGGUGUUGCCUGGAAGGGGCGGGAGCAUAGUUCCUACAGUGUCUUUAUCCUGCUUAAACUUUUCAGAAAGCUUGUGUCUAUAUGGAAAAUAUCAAGAAUUGAUUUGUUUGUUUUUCCGCUUUUUUUUUUUUCAAAGCAAUAAUGCAGAAGGUUUGUUAACAAUCACGUAUGAAUUUGCACAACCAUUUACAAGCACUCAUUCUGGCAAUGCUACGCUCCUCACCCCUGUUACAGCACCGAUAGUGUUUGCUAUGGUAAGCAAUCAAAAGCUAUCACUUCAGUAGAAGUGUCUUUUAUUGUUUAAAAUUAGAUUAUUUCUAUCUUGGAGUUUGAAGAUGUUAACUCAAACAAAGAAUGUUUUACUUUCAGGUUUUAGAUUAUUGGCAAUUCUAAGAAGUCUUUCACUUUGAGUGGUAUUUGAAUUUUACAGUGUGCUUAUAUAUGUUACAGAAUAUCAUUUUCAGUGGAAUUUGACCCUGCUUUAGAGCCUUGCGUAAUGUGUAUUCUGAUUUAUUAGCAGAUGUUAACCUCCCAACAUUCCAGAAUGUUGACCAAACUCUUCCACUUACCGCUGUCUCUCACCAAUGGCUUAUUGUACCUCUCUCUAGAAAGUACAGGCGCUUUUACAUGAAACUCUCAAUAUAAUUAAAAAACAAAAUAAAAAUUGAAUUGUAUACAAUAGUUGUGGUGUGUUUACUGUGCAUAUUAUGUAUUUCCGUGUAGGAUUUGGUCAGUGUUUAAAACAACCAGGUAUGGUACUGUAACAACUGGGAGACCCCAUCUGGCUAGCCCUCCUUUAGUGGAUGUUUUGCAGGUGGAAGUGCAUAUUAAAACAAACCUCAAUUUAGAGCUGACAAGUUUUUAAUUUGUAGAGCCAGGUACUGCAUUUCAAUAAAACUGCACACAUUACUCACUGAUGGUUUAGCCAUUAUUAUGGAAGUUUGAGACAGCUGUAUGUUGCCUCCAAGAUUAGGUCCAGGCUCUAGAUUUAGUCACUUUCCUUGAACUGUUGCGGCCUAGAUACUGCUCACCAUAACUGUUUGCAUGUAGAUGUGACUGUCUUUCACAGUGCCACAGUCAAGACUGUUAAAUAAAAGAAUUCACAAAUUCUGUUUACAAGUUAAGAAGAAGAAGAAUAAUUUAAUAAUAUAUUGCAAUUUUUAUAGCGCUUUUCUCCCUGUGAGACUCAAAACACUUUGCAAAUACACAAACAUAAAGACAUAAAAGUUCAGAGUUUCUGAUGGUCAGAUGAGCGGACAGAAUGCCUGAUGGAAGAGGUCGGUCUUUAGUUUUUGUUUGUUUUUAAAAGUCAUCUUUAAAGACGGUGCCUCUCUGAGCAUGGUAAAGAGUUACAGAAGUUAGAGGUAGUGUGGCUGCCUCUCAUUGCUCCCCCAGUGACGGAUGGUGACAGUUACUCAUUGCUCCCCCAGUGACGGAUGGUGACAGUUACUCAUUGCUCCGCAGUGACAGAUUUUGACAGUUACUCAUUGCUCCACAGUGACGGAUGGUGACAGUUACUCAUUGCUCCGCAGUGACGGAUGGUGACAGUUACUCAUUGCUCCACAGUGACGGAUGGUGACAGUUACUCAUUGCUCCCGCAGUGACGGAUGGUGACAGUUACUCAUUGCUCCUAUGGUGAUGGUGACAGUUACUCUUUGCUUCCGCAGUGACGGAUUGUGACAGUUACUCUUUGCUUCCGCAGUGACGGAUUGUGACAGUUACUCUUUGCUUCCGCAGUGACGGAUGGUGACAGUUACUCUUUGCUUCCGCAGUGACGGAUGGUGACAGUCAUUGCUCCCGCAGUGACGGAUGGUGACAGUUACUCAUUGCUCCUACGGUGACAGUUACUCAUUGUACCCGCAGUGACGGAUGGGGACAGUUACUCAUUGCACCCCCAGUGACGGAUGGUGACAGUUACUCAUUGCACCCGCAGUGACGGAUAGUGACAAUUACUCAUUGCACCCGCAGUGACGGAUGGUGACAGUUACUCGUUGCACCCGCAGUGACGGAUGGUGACAGUUACUCGUUGCACCCGCAGUGACGGAUGGUGACAGUUACUCUUUGCUUCCGCAGUGACGGAUGGUGACAGUUACUCAUUGUACCCGCAGUGACAGAUGGUGACAGUUACUCAUUGCUCCUACGGUGACAGUUACUCAUUGUACCCGCAGUGACGGAUGGUGACAGUUACUCAUUGCACCCGCAGUGACGGAUGGUGACAGUUACUCAUUGCACCCGCAGUGACGGAUGGUGACAGUUACUCAUUGCACCCGCAGUGACGGAUAGUGACAGUUACUCAUUGCACCCUCAGUGACGGAUGGUGACCGUUACUCGUUGCACCCGCAGUGACGGAUGGUGACAGUUACUCGUUGCACCCGCAGUGACGGAUGGUGACAGUUACUCGUUGCACCCGCAGUGACGGGUGACAGUUACUCGUUGCACCCGCAGUGACGGUUACUCAUUGUUCCCGCAGUGACGGAUGGUGACAGUUAUUCGUUGAACCCGCAGUGACGGAUGGUGACAGUUACUCGUUGCACCCGCAGUGACGGAUGGUGACAGUUACUCGUUGCACCCGCAGUGACGGAGGGUGACAGUUACUCGUUGCAUCCGCAGUGACGGUUACUCAUUGCUCCUGCAGUGACGGAUUGUGACAGUUACUCAUUGUUCCCGCAGUGACGGAUGGUGACAGUUAAUCGUUGAACCCGCAGUGACGGAUGGUGACAGUUACUCGUUGAACCCGCAGUGACGGAUGGUGACAGUUACUCGUUGCUCCUGCAGUGAUGGAUGGUGGCAGUGACGGAUGGUGACAGUUACUCAUUGCUCCUAUGGUGACAGUUACUCAUUGCUCCUGCAGUGACGGAUGGUGACAGUUACUCCUUGCUUCCGCAGUGACGGAUGGUGACAGUUACUCCUUGCUUCCGCAGUGACGGAUGGUGACAGUUACUCAUUGCUCCUACAGUGACAGUUACUCAUUGCACUUGCAGUGACAAAUGGUGACAGUUACUCAUUGCACUUGCAGUGACGGUUGGUGACAAUUACUCGUUGCACCCGCAGUGACGGAGGGUGACAGUUACUUGUAGUCAGGAAGAUGUUGUAUGUAGCAUUUGAACUAAGGAGAGAUGUAAGUGGGAAAAGGGGAGUGCACAAGAGGGAAAAAAGGGAAGUAUACUCUAAACUGGAUGGCUUGGCUUUUUAACCUGUAGUCUGCCGGGCAUAAACAGAUUAUUGUAGUGAUUAAGGUCCAGAGAGUAUUUAGGUGCCGUCUUCUUCGCUUAAAGGAUAAUUGAAGUCACCCAGGCCACUUCAUCUCGAUUAAGUGGUUUUGGUGCAUUGGUCCUUUUUUAACCUUUUUAUGCAAAACUGUUAGCUGCAAAAAGCCUGCAGGCACUGACUAUACUCACCAGAACAAACACAAUAAGCUGUAGUGUUUCUGGUGGCUAUAUUGUCCCUUCAAAGAGUUAAGCUAGCCUCUAGUGCAGGCUUCCCAAAACUCCGGCCCUCCAGAUGUUGCUGAACUGCAACUCCCAUGAUUCUAUGAAUGAAAUGGGCUGAGAAUCAUGGGAGUUGUAGUUCAGCAACAUCUGGAGGGCCGGAGUUUGAGGAAGCCUGCUCUAGUGGCUGUCAUACUGAGGUGCAUCGCUGCACUGACUUAGUAAAACUCGGUCAGGUGACGUUCGACAUCGAACUUAAUCAAUUGCAGCUCAUAGGAGAGCAUUCUUAUGGGAAAGCUGAGUGUACUGACUGCACACUCUGCACACGCACUUCAGGUCCCCAGUGCUCUACUAUGAGAAACUUUUGGAUUGGGCCGAAUGAGAGAUUUGGGAUAUUUUCCCUCUUUUCUAUAUAAUUCACUGAAUUAGUGCCAAUUAAACGAUUAGAGUUGCCUUUUAAGGGUUACUUGGUAAAUGACAAGUUUUAGAUAUAGGGGGGGAGCAUGACUUUUCCAAUGCCAUCAGUUGGGACCAAGGGCAUAUAUCUACUGUGCUUAGAAUGAGUACCAAUAAGGUACAAAGGGAAUCCUGAGGCAGACAUAGGCAUCUCCAAAGUCCAGGCAGCCCAGCUUCAUAGGCAAAUUCAAGCCAGAUUUUCAAUAUCAGGAUAGCACACUCCUAGGAUUCUGGCUAUUCAGAAAUGUCCUAAGGGUACAAAGUGUUUAGCCCAGCACAUGUCUGCUGGUCAUAUGUAAUUCUCUGUGUGUAUUUCUCAGUCAUGACUUUGGAAAAGACUUAGUAGUCUAGUGAUACAUACUGUGGAUUUCUUGGUCUCCCAAGCACACCAAAUAGGGAAGCAUGGAAUGAAAUGCAAUGCAUCAUAAAGUUCUGACUCUAGUUUUGCUGAAAAGCAUGUGAAUAUUCAAUAUUAUGAUUGUUACUACUGUGUUUAGAUCUUUCACUCAUUUAAUUUUCAAGCACCUGUGCUCAGCCUUCAAUAGCAGGAUUUCCUGAACGUUCUGCAAUAUUAUUUUUGUUUAUACAGCGCUCAUUAAGUUUACUUUGUGGUAUUUUAUAGUUCGUAAGCUUGCAGACAGAGCCCUCUAUUCCCUUUUGUAUUUGUAUGCACAGAUAUAUUGUAUUAUGUUUUCUGUUUGCUUUGAGGAGAAAAAUGCAGGUGUUAAAGGGAUGCUAGGUAUUUAUAAAUAAAAAAAAGACAAGAGACUUGGACUCAGUUGAGUCCUGUUCCACCUCCUUGCAGAAGAAUGGUAACAGACCCCUUUAUCCUACCCCCUAUCAAGAUGAAGGUCACCUAGACUGUGUUAGCUAAUAGGAGAUAACCCUUAAAGGACCACUAUAGUGCCAGGAAAACAUACUCGUUUUCCUGGCACUAUAGUGCCCGGAGGGUGCCCCUCCCGCCCGGCUCUGGAAAGGGGUAAAAACUUACCUUUUUCCAGCGCUGGGCGGGGAGCUCUCCUCCGACGAUCCUCCUCCUCUCCGCCCAUUCAGCAGAAUGCGCACGCGCGGCAAGAGCUACGCGCGCAUUCAGCCGGUCGCAUAGGAAAGCAUUCACAAUGCUUUCCUAUGGACGCUGGCGUGCUCUCACUGUGAAAAUCACAGUGAGAAGCAUGCAAGCGCCUCUAGCGGCUGUCAAUGAGACAGCCGCUAGAAGCUUUGGGGGAAGGCUUAACCCAUUUAUAAACAUAGCAGUUUCGCUGAAUCUGCUAUGUUUAGAAAAGAAUGGGUUAACCCUAGCUGGACUAGGCACCCAGACCACUUCAUUAAGCUGAAGUGGUCUGGGUGCCUAGAGUGGUCCUUUAAAUAUUAAAAUGAAAAAAGGUCAAAAAUCCCAGCUGCCUCUUUUUAAGAGGAGGCUAGUGGGAAAGAGCCCAGUAUAAUAUGCUAGUAGCCAAGCAAAUAAUCACAACAUUUAUUAUCAACAGAUGAGCUACUAGAUCAACGAGGGAAUACUUAUCUACUAAAGAUAUCUAAUAACUGGAUAAAUAGUUAUCCUUGUGUUUGGGCAGGUAAUAGUAGAGGGGAUGGGGAUGGGAGGUAACCAACUCCUAUCAUAUAAUCGAAAAAAGGACUUAAAGGACCACUAUAGGCACCCACACCACUUCAGCUCAAUGAAGUGGACUGGGUGCCAUGUCCCCCUAGUUUUAACCCUGCAGCUGAAAACAUAGCAGUUUCAGAGAAACUGCUAUUUUUACACUGCAGGGUUAAUACCGCCUCUAGUGGCUGUUUACCUGACAGCCACUAGAGGCUGCUUCCGCGUUUUACAUGGAGUAAAUCGCCAUUAUUUGACGCUUGACGUCCUCACGGAGACCAAUGUCAAAAAAGAUUCCCAUAGGAAAGCAUUGAGUAAUGCUAUACUAUGGGCGGGUUUGAAUGCGCGUGUGCUCCUCUGGCCGUGCAUGCACAUUCGGCUCCACUCGGAAGCGACAUCGAUAGGAGAGGUCACCAGUGCCGAGGUAUCCCAGCGCGGGAUUAAGAUAAGCAAAGAAAUGGUUAACACUUUAUUUGCCGUGGAACGGGGCCCUAGUCACCUAAACGGUGACUAGGGCUCUUUAGCGUUAGGAAUGCAUAUUUGUACUCCUAACAUUACAGUGUUACUUUAAAGCAGCAGCCGCUCUAAAAGUAGACAGGGAAAAGAGGAAUUCUAUCGUGAAGGAUAAUCUCCAUCAAAAGACCCUAGAGAAAAGCGCUAAAAAUCCUUAUAAGGGGAAGGGAAACAAGGGGCAUAGCUACCACCCACAACCCAUUAAAGGGAUCCCCCCCCUUACUGGUCCCUGUUCACUUUUAGAGCUGCUGCUCCUUUAAGUACUUUUUUGGAUUAUAUGAUAGGAGUUGGUUACCUCCCAUCCCCAUCUCCUCUACUAUUACCUGCCAAAACACAAGGAUAACUUUUUAUCCAGUUAUUAGAUGCACUUAUAUCUUUUAGUAGAUAAGUUCCCUCGCUGAUCUAGUAGCUCAUCUGUUGAUAAUAAUAAAUGUUGUGGUUUUUUGCUUGGCCACUAGCAUAUUAGACUGGACUCUUUCCCACUUGCCUCCUCUUAAAAUGAGACAACUAGAAUUUUUUAGACCUUUUUUCAUUUUAAUCAAAACAUCUUUAUCUUAAUGAAGCAGUUUGGGUGUAUAGAUCAUGCCCCUGCAGUCUCAGUGCUCAAUUCUCUGAGCAUUUUUGUGCCUAUAGUAUUCAUUUAAGGCUCACCAGAGCACAUGCAAAAGACAAUAAUUGUAUCCCUUAUAUGAAAGUGAAACGGUAAGUGGUACAUGGAACUAAGUAUGUGUGAGUGUUCUACUUUAAGUAACACUCCAAGCACCAUAACCACUACAGCACACAGUAAGUAGUCAAAUUUGACUUCUUAACUGUUUGCUGGGCAGCACACCCCGCUUCUACUGCAAGCAGAUUUUCUGAGCUAACUUGGUGAUGCUCUCAGUUAAUGAGCUAGCCUUGCACUGCAGGGCUUAGCUCAGGAGUGCUAAUGAAAGCAUCUAAGCAGGAGAUUCUAGCUCUCCUGAAGCCUGUAGAGAGGUGACGAGCAGAGCCUAUGUAAGAAGUCAAACCAAAUGCUAAAACAGUCUUUUACUACUUAUAAUGAUGGGGCUAGGGCAUCCAUGGAACCAUAACCACAACAUUGUGCUGUAGUGUUACUGGUACUUGGAAUGUUCCUUGAAGUUUAAACACUCAGUUUGCCUUUUAAAAUGAGGAAAAAAACUGUAUUGACAUGGAUAUAUUAAACUGUAUUUUUAUGUCUUAUAUAUGUGUAUCAUGAUGAUCAGUGAUCAAUAAUCAAAGCAGUCAGACAUUCUCAUGGGUUUACAUGGUUAUGGAAUGUUGGAUUAGAUUAUUCAUAAUAAAUAGUUGUAUUUCUUCCCAUAGCCUCUUUGGGAUAUUUCAAUAACGAUUUUUCAGUUUGCAAACUGCAAGCACCUGAGAACCUGGCUGCUCUCAAAAUCUCAUGGAAAUUGUAAUUUUAGAACUGUUAUAUGUGUUCUGUUAUCAGAACACCUUGGCUUUAAUGUACAUUAAUAAAGUUUAUAAUCAUAACCCAAAAUAAGGGACAGCCAACAUUCAAGUUGCUCACUUUCCUUGGCUAUAUAAUUAGACUAAAAAUUAAUGUAGGCGGUAACAGCUUGUUGAGCAAAGGAGAAAAACUGCCAUUUUGGAAUGCAAAGGGAAUUUUUCCUUGUUUGUAGCAUAAUUAGAAAUGGCUUCAAAUUCUUUUUGUGAACUUGUUUUUGUUUUGUAUUGUUUUUUUCUCCUUGCCUAUAUUACUGUGUAACAGUACUACCAUCACAUCCUUGAUUUUCUACAGGAUGAUUUUUCCCAGUGCCAUUGUCAGGCCGCUCUAGAGAUCUGAGUGCGGAAAUCACACUCAUUGUUUCGAUAAGGUCACGUCUAAACCGAGACCCAAAUAUAUUUCCAGAUGAUCAAUUUGGGACAGUAUUAUGGCUUCAUCAGCUAAUCACGGCUCCACCUCUUUGAACCUCUGGAGGAUAACCACUGACCUUCAAAGCCAUCUUCCUGAUUAGUGUCUCCACCUCUAGUAGAGUAGGUGAAAUUAACCCCAUUAAUAGAGCAGAUAUGUUGUGCAUUGUGAGUAUAUACAAUAAAUCACUAUCACGUUAAUUAUUUAGUUUUGAUACUGCAAUUUUUUUUUAAAUUGUGUUUAUCACAUUCAUUUUGCAUUAUUUAUAUAUAUAUUCACAAUGCUCUUCAGGGGCGGACUGAGAACCCUCAGGGCCCCCGGGCAAAAUAAAUCAAGGGCCCCCUUACAGGCCCCACCCAUACUCUGCAGCAAGCGCCACCCUUGUCCCGCCUCCAUGCACCGCCUCCAGCCACACCCUACACAAUCUUUAGACACAAGGAACAAAAGGGCAAUAAGCCCUUCGAGGCCCCAGCAGAGACUACAAUUGAGGGCUAAUGGGCCAUGGAGGGGGGUCUUUCUAGCGGAGGCUAUCUCAGUGUCCUUUAGAGUGUGUGUUAGAAAGAAUCCCCUCAAGGCCCCAUUAGAGACUACAAUGGAGUCUAAUAGGCUUGGAAGGGGGUCUUUCUAACAGAGGCCAUCUCAGCGUCCAUUAGAUAUCCCCUGCUGGAAACAGUCGCCUCCAGGCCCCAGUAGAGACUACAACUGAGGGCUAAUGGGCCAUGGAGGGGAUUUCUAGCAGAGGCUAUCUCAGUGUCCUUUAGAGAGUGUGUUAGAAAGAAUCUCCUCCAGGCCCCAUUAGAGACUACAAUGGAGUCUAAUGGGGCCUGGAGGGUGGUCUCUCCAACACUCUGGUUCCUAUUCACAAUAUAGCAACACAACAUAGCUCACUGAUACCUAGGCCAAGUUGGCUCCUCUUACCUUAAUUACUGUUGCUGGCUGGCAGUCUGUGGGCUUGCUUGCUGCGGCUGGCAGGCUGUGGGCUUGCUGCUGGCAGGCUGUGGGCUUGCUGGCUACUGCCGGCAGGCUGUGGGCUUGCUGGCUACUGCCGGCAGGCUGUGGGCUUGCUGGCUACUGCCGGCAGGCUGUGGGCUUGCUGACUGCGGCUGGCAGGCUGUGGGCUUGCUGGCUGCGACUGGCAGGCUGUGGGCUUGCUGGCUGUAAGCCUGUGGGCUGGCUACUGGCCUGUGGGCUGGCUAACUGGCUGGCUACUGGCCAGCCUGUGGGUUGGCUGGCUGGCUACUGGGGCACUUGUAGAUUAUUUAAAUAAAUAAUCCAUGCGCAAUAACCACUACUGCUCCAGAGUAAGUAGUCAAACCAUUUAAGAACAGUUUGACAACUUACCUGGGAUCUGCUGGGAUAUGGGGGCUGUAGUAGGGAAUAGGAGCAGUGGUGCAAUGUGUGUGAAAGGUUCAGUGUGUGUGGGGGGGGUGUGGGCUGUGUACAUGUGUGGCAAUGUUAGUAUGGGGGUCUAUGUGUAUAUGGGUGGGCAGUGUAUGUGUGUGUGUGAAGCAAUGUGUGUAUGGUGUGUAUGGGGGCAGUGUGUGAAUGUGUAUGGUGUGUGUGUGUGGGCAGUGUGUUUAUGGGGCUAGAGUUCACUCUCACCACUGCGACCACCAGGAAUCCCUGGGGGUCACAGUGUUGAGAGUGAACACUAGACCGUAGCUCCAGGGCUAGAGUUGACUCUCGCAAGAGCGGUAACGUUGCCAUGGUAAUCGCGGCAACGCUCUGUGCUCGUGCAAGAAGGACCCAGAGGAGCUGCAGGGUGAGCUCCCAGGUCCUCUCUUCCUUCCUCCCCUGCCCGCACGGUCCCUGUGUGCCUUUUUGUCUCCCCCCGUCCCUCUGUAUGUUUCUUUCUCCCCCCUCCUUCCCAGUCUUUCUUACCCCUCUGCCUCUUUCUCCCUCUCUUCCACUGUUUUUCUCCCCCCUUUCCCUGUCUCUCUCUCUCUCCCCCACAACUCUCUUCCUCUCUGUCUCUUUCUCCCCCUCCCCAUCUCUUUCUCCCCCUGUGUCUCUUUCUCCCCCUCCCUAUCUCUCUAUUACCCCUCUUUCUCCCCGUGUCUCAUUCUUCCCUCUCUGUCUGUCUCCCCCCUCCCCAUAUCUCUGUUCCCCCCUCUUUCCAUAUCUCUGUUCCCCCCUCUUUCUCCCCCCUCCCCAUAUCUCUGUUCCCCCCUCUUUCUCCCCUCUCCCCAUAUCUCUGUUCCCCCCUCUUUCUCCCCUCUCCCCAUAUCUCUGUUCCCCUCCCUCUCCCCAUAUCUCUUUUCCCUCCCUCUCCCCAUAUCUCUUUUCCCCUCCCUCUCCCCAUAUCUCUUUUCCCCCUUGCAUUGAGCUCCACGCAUCUUUUGGCUGUUUCUAGUUUGUUCUUGGUAUCCUGUAGUCUGAGCCUGUUCACCUGGAAUGUGCACACCUGUUCUGGUUCCUUGAUGAUUGGCUGAGACUCCUAUUUAAACCCUUGAGGCUGGUUCUCGUGGUCAGAUCGUGUUUCCUAUUCCUGUUUGGUUUCACUGCUGUUCAUCUGACUCCUGCUUUUGAUCUCCUGCUCGUCUACUGUUUUCGCCUGAUUGCCGCCCGUCCUGACUUCUGAUUCUGAUACUGACUACUCUUCUGGAUAUCCUUGUCUGUACUGCGUUCCAGGAAGCACUGGUUUUUUCAGCCCCAGUGCACUGUGUCACAGCCUUGGGGAUUUCUGUCCUGAGUCCCCUCGGUCUGUGUCGAAUUGCAAAGGGUGCCUCAACUCUGCGUGCCGGACUCCCACUUCAGGUAAGAUCCUUGACAGUACGAUCUGACCAAAUGGAGUCUGCAGAGUUGAAGAUUACCGUUGCAGCCUUGACCCAGCAAGUUUCCCAGCUCACCCAGGCUUUGCAGGGCUUACAGCAGGAGCUGGCUUCCCUUAAAGGGAGAGUAACCUAUGACUCUGGACUCUCUGAACCGCUGGUUGCUCUACCCGAGAAAUUUUCUGGGAUCUGGUCUAAGUAUGAUACCUUCAAAGUUGAUUGCGAGGUCCUGUUCUCCCUGAGACCACUUACCUAUGCCACAGACGUCAUUAAAGUGAGGACAGCGAUUACCUUAUUGUCGGGGCACCUUAAGAUCUGGGCCCACCAGUUGUUACUCGCCAAAAGCCCAGUCCUAAAUUCCUGGGAGUCCUUUAUUCGGUCCCUGGGUUUACAAUGCAACAAGACACAAAAGUCAUAUGUACAUAGAUCAUCUGCUGUUGCUUCACACAUAUUGCAACCCGGACUGGAAAUGGACUACACUACUCCUUUCACUCGGACUGAUGUUACAGCUAACCCUACCGCUCCCAAGUCUCCCGAAACAUCGUAUAAAUCUGGCAGGGAGGCGGAGGAACCCAUGGAGAUUGGACUGGUUAGGUUCCGUCAGUCAUCUCAAGAAAGGGCAAGAAGGAUGGCGCAUGGACUGUGUUAUUAUUGUGGGGAGAUGGGACAUUUAAUAUCUUUUUGUCCCAUUCGUCCAUCUAGGUCUCGGGUUCUCCGUCUGGGUACUACUCUGGCAUAUCCUAUGAGACCUGUCUGCCAACAUGCUGCCUGUCCUUGCUUGACCACUCUGUCCAAUCCUCAGCCUUCUACAGUCGUUGCUCCUGAGGUUGUGCAGGAAUCUGUUACUAAAGAACCUGAGAUCUCUAUUUCUACUAAAGAUUCUGCUUCUAAGAAGGCAAGCACCACAACCACUACAAGUCCUGUCAAGGAAGACCCUCUUUCUGGCUGUACCUAUGCCUCUAAUGGGACUCUAGUCCGGAAGGAGGACUUGCAAGUAUUUGAAAAGGCCCUACAAGCUAUGACCUCUGCUCCUACUAGUACCACCAAAGCCAAGAAAUCCAAAAAGUAACCUCCUGGGUCGUAAGUUGCGUUCCUCUUCUCGCCUACGGCGUCUUUGAAGGGGGGGUAAUGUCAGGAUCACCAUUGUGCUUUACACAAUAUUGUGUAUUUGGGUCUGGCUGGGAUCAAACCUGAGUUUCCUGCAUCCCAGUCAGUAUCCUUGCAUUGAGCUCCACGCAUCUUUGACUGUUUCUGGUUGUUCUUGGUAUCCUGUAGUCUGAGCCUGUUCACCUGGAAUGUGCACACCUGUUCCUGGUUCCUUGAUGAUUGGCUGAGACUCCCUAUUUAAACCCCGCAAGGCUGGUUCUCGUGGUCAGAUCGUGUUUCCUGUUCCUGUUUGGUUUCACUGCUGUUCAUCUGACUCCUGCUUUUGAUCUCCUGCUCGUCUACUGUUUUCGCCUGAUUGCUGCCCGUCCUGACUUCUGAUUCUGAUACUGACUACUCUUCUGGAUAUCCUUUGUCUGUACUGCGUUCCAGGAAGCACUGGUUAUUUCAGCCCCAGUGCACUGUGUCACAGCCUUGGGGAUUUCUGUCCUGAGUCCCCUCGGUCUGUGUCGAAUUGCAAAGGGUGCCUCAACUCUGCGUGCCGGACUCCCACUUCAGGUAAGAUCCUUGACCGGCCGCCCCCUCACAGUGUGCCACCGGACCGGCCACCCGGUGGCACCUGCAGUCCCCAAAUGCCGCCCCCAAUCCAGCCCUGCCGCCGGGCCCCCUGAAGGCGGCCCUGACGGCGGGCCCCCCUCCCGGCCGGGCCCUCGGACCAUGUCCGAAGUGCCCGACCGGUCAGUCCGCCCCUGAUGCUCUUACAACAGACUAUUAAAAUACACUUUAGUUUAUUUAGUUUUAAGCAGCAUUUCAUUUGUCUCCCACAUUUGGAAUGAGUGUAAGACUCAAUGAUCUUGUGGUACUGCGAAGUAGUGGUGAGCUUAACACAAUAUGGCCAUAUGGUGGAACUGAAUCCCCAUAUCUGCUUCCUAAGAAGAUGUUAAUAAGUAGCCUUGAAAUGUAAAAAAAUAUUUUUAUGUGUGCGCUGUUCCUUAAACUGUACUAUGUGGAAUAGACUUUGAAUUUACUUAUAUUCCCAACAUUUCUCACUUUUGUGAAUAACCCCAGUGAGAGUCAGGAAGCUUAAUGCUGCAAAGAGUUUGAAGUGGUCAUGGUAUCAAUGUUCCUUUUAAAGUAUUUUCUCUUUCUGUUUGUUCAAGAGUUACAGGAUAUAUCUAUCUAUAAAAGAAAAGUAAAUACAGAGAAGAAACUUUAAGAUUACAGGGCUUAGCGAUAAAGGCUUUAAACGAUUUUAGCUGUUCCCAGUUAAUGUUGAUAUAAUGCAAGCUGGGGAAUAUAGUGCAGGGAGUGGAUGAUUGUUUUAGGUUUGCCAAGUCUGCAAGGAAAAGGAAUGAGGUAGUGCUGGAUUCAUGCCCUUAUUGUGCAAUUCAUCACACCUACAACAACUCAAAUGCAGAAUAAAUUAAUAAUCUUUUUGAAGUUUGAGUCAUUGUAGUCGUUUUCUUCUUUUGAUCGAUGAUCUUUAUUGAAGCUCAGACCAAGCAGUUAUAUAUUUGCAAAAUUAAAGGGACACUAUAGUCACCUGAACAACUUUAACUUAAUGAAGCAGUUUUGGUGUAUAGAACAUGCCCCUGCAGCCUCACUGCUCAAUCCUCUGCCAUUUAGGAGUUAAAUCCCUUUGUUUAUGAACCCUAGUCACACCUCCCUGCAUGUGACUUGCACAGCCUUCCAUAAACACUUCCUGUAAAGAGAGCCCUGUUUAGGCUUUCUUUAUUGCAAGUUCUGUUUAAUUACAAUUUUCUUAUCCCCUGCUAUGUUAAUAGCUUGCUAGACCCUGCAAGAGCCUCCUGUAUGUGAUUAAAGUUCAGUUUAGAGAUUGAGAUACAAUUAUCUAAGGUAAAUUACAUCUGUUUGAAAGUGAAACCAUUUUUUUUUUUUUCAUGCAGGCUGUAUCAAUCAUAGCCAGGGGAGGUGUGGCUAGGGCUGCAUAAACAGAAACAAAGUGAUUUAACUCCUAAAUGACAGUGAAUUGAGCAGUGAAGUUACAGGGGAAUGAUCUAUACACUAAAACGGCUUUAUUUAGCUAAAGUAAUUUAGGUGACUAUAGUGUUCAUUUAAGUUACAUUUAAAAUAAAGGUGUUUUGCCUUGAAUAUUCCCAUUGCCUUGAAUCAUCAUUAUUUUAUCAAGCAUACCUCUUUCACAACAGGAAGAGUGCUUCAGUCUGGAAAGACUGUGGUCUAUGGGGUCUAUUCUUCUUCAAUAAAACCCUGUCCAGCAGUAGCUUCUUGGAUAAGUCAUUUAUCCCCUGGAGACAGAGCUGAUGUAAAAUGUUGUAAAUCCCUAGCAAUUAAAGGAAUAUACCAAGCUCCGUAAUCACUACAGUGCUCUGUAGUGGUUAUGGUGCCAUAAGUGAUAGUCUCCUAAGGUAUUCGUUGUCAAUCUAUUUGGGAAUGAUUUGUAACCUGCUGGUGGACUGCCAGGCUCUGAUCAUCAACUAAUUGAAACUGUUUACUGGAGCUUCCGGCUCUACAAGGGGCCGUGACCAACUCCAAGCGGACACCAUGUAUGUUAUCAAACCAUUCACAAAUGGUUUAACUACUUACCUUGGAAGGCCUUGAGGGCACUCCUGAUACCAUAGCCAUUACUGCACUGUUUUCAUUUCAAACUGAAAUGCCUGUUGAUUGGCAUUUGUUAAACACUGCUUAUUUGACUCUCUGGGAUGAUACCCUUACAUCUGGCUGUAAUUUAUUAUCCAUGAGACAGACUCUCGAGUCACAUUCAUUGCAACAUUUUUCUUGUUUAUUUUUCAGAUCAUUUUUUUCUUUUUUUUUUUUUCCUUGUAGCAUUCUGUGUUACUGUUUAACUUGUUGGGGCCUUGUUUUUGAAUACUUAAUAAUUUUUUUUUUUUGUAGACUUUUUUUUCUUUCUUAAAAUCAUGCAAGAGAAUUGUACUGACUUGCCCACUUUAAGUGUGUGGUACUUUACAUAUGAGCGUGUGUGUUUAUAUAUAGCGUUAUGGAUAUAAUCUGGUUUUAGGUCUGCUAAACCCAUUCUACCAGAUAAAUCCUAUAUACUGCUGACCACCCAUAAUACACCAUAUUCAUGUGCACUUAAACUAGAACCAGAUCCUCCUCCUUUUUUUUUUUUUCUUUCUCCAAUUUCCCUUGACCCAUGGAAACGGUAUGUGUAGAUGGCCAAUAAGUUCAUUCUAAGGUUGGUGCAAUUCGUAAUGGAUUUCCUCAUUCUUGGAGCAACCUGAACCUUAACAUAAACAGCCUGCAUGAAGAUUCAGUGUCGGUUUUCAACGGGAACUGAAAAAACUAAAAUACUGCUAGUGUUUCAAAAAACAAGCAAACUUUCCCUAAAAUUGAAAAACAACACUACAACCGGAUUUCCGGACAUACUUUUCAAUCUUCUCUGUAUAACGACCUAUAGUAUAUGUUGCAGACAGGCCCCUGCAAGGGCCACUUCUUGUUGUUCAGUGAUACUUGGUGUUGAAACAAAAAUAAAGAAAUUAAAAAACAAAAACAAAAAAACAAGCAAACUUUCAAGUGACCCUGUCUGUUAUGUAUUGGUCUUCAUGAAGAAGGGGAAGGUGCAUGUGUGACUUUGUAAAGACGUUCAUACGGGCUUGUAGACCAUUCAGUAAAAGCUUCCUGAAAGUAGCGGUGGGAUGGUGAUAAUAUAGAAAUAUCCCAAUGCUUCCUUUUUUGUAGGAUGUAGUUAGUGGCGAAUAAUUUCUUGUACAUUAGUUGACUAUGUAUUCCAUCAAAAUCUUGAGUCCUAUAUCGGCGGUACGUCUAAAUAUGGCUGCACAGAUGACUAAGAUGCAUAUAGUUUCAUUAACUUCUGCAUUACCAAUGUUAGAUAGAAACCGCAUGGAACAUUCUUUGUUAUGGGAUAAAUCCUUUCCUGGCUCUAUUUGUAAUUGCAGUUGAGUUAAGAAAAACAAAAAAAUAAAAUGAAAGAUUUUAAAAUGUCAUACUGCUAGUAGAAGUGCUAGCAAAUGUUUUGAAUGGGGUAGGAAAUUAGGUAAAACUUUUUUUUUUUUUUUUUCUCACUGCCGCAGAGGUCUGCCGCACUGGCCCCACCCCCAGACCCACCGUUGUCUGACAUCAGAAUUGAUGAUUUCAGUGAAUCCAAUGUUUCCUCAUAGGGAAAGCAUUGGAUUGGCUGAGAUCACAAGGAGGUGGGGCCAAAUACCCUCACUGUGCAGCACUGCCCUCAGGAAGCACCUCUAGUAGCCAUCUGAAUAGUGGCCAUUGGAGUUAUCCCUGGGCUGUAAUGUAAACUCUGCCUUUUCUCUAAAAAGACAGUGUUUACAGCAAAAACCCUGCAGGGACUGACUAUACUCACCAGAAAAAAUACAAUAAACUGUAGUUGUUCUGGUAACUUUAGUGUCUCUUUCGCUUUUAUUGGGCAUAACAAAUAAAACAAAUGUGGAAGUAGAUGUUCAAAAUACAAUUUACAGUGUUAAUUGUCAUGAUUAAUACAGUCAGUCUAGCAAAUUAUCCACAAAGAAAAUAAAGGUUUGUUACUAAUAGUUAAUUAACACUUCAAGGCUCGGUAGCAAGGCAUCUCAGUUAAAUGUAACUGUGAAUAAAGAAACAUGCCAAAUGAUUGCGUCUAUAGUAGAACCCUCAACAUGAGGACAAGUUCUGUUUAUCCUCCUUGUAUGUGUACAGUUCUAUCUCAGGGACACUUAUGCCUCGUUUCCACUGAGCGGUAUGGUUCGGGUCGGUACGGUUAGAAUGGUCCAGCCUAUUCAGGUGAGCGUUUCCACUGCAGGUUGGACCCCCAGGGGGCAUGCGGGGUUUAGACCAAAUGCCUAGCGUGUCAUUUGUCGUGAGCAUUGACAUUUUCCUGUCCCCCGAUCAAUGGAUUGUAUAGUGUGACACCAGUAGCUCCGCCCUAACUGUACUGUGCCAUUUCCUAUGGACCUACAUCUGAAGGGGGCCCAGGAAUGGUGCGGUUCGGUUGUAUGGGCCACUUUCAUAAUGGAAACACUCAAAAUAGCGUACCAGACGUACCGACCCGAACCGUACUGCUCAGUGGAAAAGGGGCAUCAGUUUUCAGUUAGUUUGUUGAAUGAACUGCUGUGCGGAUAGGUGCCCUCAAAGGCACAGUAAUUUCAGGUCAUACAUUAGUGAAAAUAUAUCUCCUUAUCACUUUUAAGACUCCCCAUUAAGACUUUCACAAUUGCUGCAUUUGUUUAUGACCAAUAAAAAUUUACUUUUUUACUUUGGUUUCACUUUCUCUAAUACAUUAGCAGCUUUUUUUGGGUAGUGUGUGUAAUUAACCUGUUGGUAUAGCUUAUGGUGGUGGAAAUUCCCUGGAAUUUUAGAAAUAAAUACGUUCUGUGAAUAACCGCUUCACGUGUUCUGUCAAUAGAAGCUCACCUGUAAAGGCUGAAACCGUAUCACCUUAUUUAAAUAGGAAGGAGGAAAAGGCAUGCAGUUAUUCAUUAUAGGGACACGCUACACACCAACAUGACUUCAUUUUAUUCCUUACAGAUGUGUCUCCUCACAGUAGGAAGAUUUGGCUACAGUGUGGAUUACACGCAUGUUUAACCCUUUAAGGGCCAUGUCUAUGACAUAUACAUAUGAGACAUUAUUGUACAGCAGAGUUAAAUCCCUGCUGGUAUCAAGGAGCCCCAGUUAUCACUGGAUACCUAAGGGUCCCCUUUGUUAGCUGGGAACACAGCAGCUCCAGACUGACAGAUGAACUAUGAAUCACAUUCGUAUUAUUUAAAUACUGCUACUGAGUGGUAACGCUCAUCCAUUGGUAAUUCUUUUACUAAUUGGUAAUUCAAUCUCACAGAAACCUCCAAUGUCUUGACCUAGAGCAAUUCUCCACUAACCUCCAAACUCUCAUUUUACCUAUCUCAAACUUCAUCUGCCCUAGUUCUGCAAUCUCCUUCUGCAAUUCCACCCUCUCCUCUCAACUAGACAUCAUGGCACCUUCUACACUUAAAUGCAGCACGCGCCCCAACUACAACCUUGUCACACCAAGUUGACUCGAUACCUCUGUGCAUCUGACUUUCUUCACUAUAAAUGUAUGCUGUGCUCUUACAGCGUGGCUCUUUCCUCUUCAAAAGUAAAUUCCUUCAAUACCCUCAUAACCACACUGUCCCAUGAACCCAAAUGACUAUUUUACACUUUUAACUCUUUUCUUUGCCUUGUUGCUCCUAUUGCCACAAACUUUGCAACUCACUUCACUGACAAGAUAUCUACAAUCUGGGAAGAUAUAUCCCUCAUCUCUCUCCUUCCCCUUACAAUACUCACUGCUUCUGCUGUUCUAUGUUCAUUCACACUCGCUACAGCGGAAGAGGUUUCUGCUCUGCUCCGGUGCUCCCGCCCCACCACCUGAUCCUAUUCCCCUGCAUCUAAUCUGUACUCUGUCUCAUUCUCUUGAUCUGCCUCUUACUAAAAUUCUCAAACUCUCUCUCCCAUCUGACAUUUCCAUCACCCUUCAAACAUGCAACUAACCCUGAUUCUAAAGACCUCCUUAACCUUUCCGCUGCUUUUGACACGGUUGAUCAUCAACCGCUUCUUCUCAUCCUCCGUAAUCUGUCUACGAGUUAUUGCUCUCUCCUGGUUCUCCUCCUACCUCUCCCAGCGCUCUUUUAGUGUUUCUUUUUAUGGCUCUUCCCUCAACCCCUGUUGGUGUCCCCCAACGUUCAGUCUUUGGUCCCCACCUGUUCUCGAUCUAUACUCCCUCCCUUGGUAAACUCAUGAGCUCCUUUGGCUUCCAAUAUUAUUUCUAUGCGGAUGACACGCAAAUCUAUCUGUCCUCCCCUGAUCUCUCCCCUAUUGACUAGUGUCUGUGACUGCCUCUCUGCUAUUUCUAAUUGGAUGGCUGCUCACUUCCUUAAACUCAACCUAUCCAAAACAGAACUUUUGGUCUUUCCUCCCACAAGUGUUGCUACUUCUGUUUUUGUCUCUGUAGCAGAAUGGGCUUCGCCACAAUACAUUCCUUUUGCUAAGGGCUGUCCACCCACCCUAUUUGCUACUGUAUUUCAAUUAGGAAACAAGUAACAAUGUAAUAUUAACUCUCGUUCAUCUGGUUGUUUGGUAAGAAUCCCAUUUCAACUAUUUUACACUGUAUUGUUCGACAAACUAACAAACUACCGAACAACCAGGCCACCCAGGAGAGGAGCGUGGCAUCAAUUGACCUCCCUAACUUGGUUCACACUGCUUUAAUUGCCAACCGCACAAACUAACUUGGUGUUCCCUGGGUGGCCACCGUUUGUCAUACGAACACGUGGCGGCGGCCAUCUUAACAUACGAAUUGCACCAGCAGUGUUUGGUCGUUGAGUGUCUGGAACCCAAAUCGGACAUGCGACGGUACGUACACUGCAGAGACUUCCAUCCUCGCAUAAGUUCGUGGGAACUCAAGGGAACAUAGCGGCGUUCGGUAAAAGGAACCAUACAAAUGGGGGACAUUAAACGAACGAAGACACAAAACAUUCUGUUGUAUAUUUUCAUUUAUUUUAACCUCCCGAACGGAGAACGACCGCAAACCCGAAACUCAUGGAACUAUUCUCGGCUUACACCUCGUGUGCGGUCGGUAAAACUAAGACAUCCAUAAAACUUUUGAACCCCUGAACCGAUCUGGGUGAUUUUUUUCAGUAUGUUGCUCCCCCAGAUUGGGGCUAUCAGGGGAUGUUGGGAUUGUGAAUGUAGGAUAUGUUUUUGGAGGGUUUUCAUAAAAGUAUGAACAUUUUUAUUUUUCUGUUUUGGGAUAUUUGAGUUGAUACAGUAAUUAACUCAAUUAUGCCCUGAGCAGAGGGGAGGGAUUGUAUGCAGUGUAUGGGAGUGUCUUUUUAUUUUUAAUUUUUUUAUUCUUUAUUUAUGACAGUGCAAAAGAGUACACACAAGUUUAUUAUGCCAGCAUUGGCAAGCUCUGCAGUAGUAUACACUUCUGUACUAUGGCAUGUCAUGGGGCUAAAUGUGCACUUUUUAAUUUUUUGUAAUUUUUUUUUUUUAAAUGAGACAAAAUUGUAACACGCUUGAUAUAAUAGAUUUAGGCUAACAUGUCUAGAUACGAGGUGCCAGUAGAACAGUAUAACUUGCAAAUAAUACUAGACAAGGUGGGUAUUUGGUUAUUGCAUGCUAGUGAUAACAUGCUAGUCAGAUCAAAAGGGCAGAGGGACAAAAGGGGUAAAGAAAAAGGAAAACAGGGAUUCAUCAGCAAUAUUACACAGCAAUAGGCUCAACUCUGUUUUUACUGGUUGAUGUAUAUUUUUAUCGGUGCCCCACAAGGUCCACCUGGGUGGUAACCUUUGGGGCAAAAACCUGCAUAAAAGGCCGGCCUAGCCUUCAAAGGAUGAGUUCUGUUCCUAAUACUGAGUGUCGUCCAGUUAUUGGGAAGGGUGAUGGGAUAUUCUUGUAGCAUCUUGUUUUUAUGCCUGCUCUCUUGAAGUUUCCUGUUUGUUGGAGUAACCAGCGGAGAAGAAGACCUGCUACCACUGCUCUCCGCUACAGUCUCCUUCCAUGUUAAUGAUGCUACCAUCAGCUCCACCACACAGGCUCUCUGCCUAGGUGUUCUCUUUGAUUCCGACCUCUCCUUAACCCCUUAUGUCCAGUCUAUUGCCAAAUCCUGCCGCUUCCAUCUCAAAAACAUUGCGCGCAUCUGCCCCUACUUGACUCCAUAUGUGGCUAAGGUGCUGGUCCAUGCCACUGUCCUCUCUCACCUUGACUGCUGCAAUCCGCUUCUCAGUGGUCUUGCGUGCUCCCAACUUGCCCCAUUGCAAACUAUAAUGAAUUCGGCGGCGAGGUUCAUCUUCCUGUCUGCCCACGCCUCACCCCUCUGUCAGUCCCUGCAUUGGCUUCCCGUAAGAUAUAGGGCUCAAUAUAAAAUUCUGGUUCUUGCUUUCAAAUCUCUACAUAAUGCUACUUCCACCUAUCUAUCCUCCUUAAUAUAUGUACUCCCACCUCUGAUGCUCACCUUCAAGACUUCUCUAGGGCUGCACUGUUCCUGUGGAACGCCCUUCCCUUUUCCGUUAGACACCCACCCACUCUUUCAAAAAAAUCAUUAAAAACUCACUUUUUCACAAAAGCAUAUCAGUUAAACUGUUAAUGGCUCCCAACUGAUUCAUCUCCUCCAACUGUCAUUAAAAAAAGAAAAGAAAACCCACACUGUCCUAAGUGAAUAUUAUUCUACCAAUCUUCUUCCCUACACUUCCCUUACCUUUUUGUGUCACAUUACCCUACUCUCUAGCAUGUAAACUCAUUGAGCAGGGCCCUCAACCCCUCUGUUCCUGUACGUCAAACUUGUCUUGUUACAAUUACAUGUUUGCUAGUCCACCCAUUGUAAAGCGCUAUGGAAUUUGUUGACGCUUUAUAAAUAUAAAUAUAACAAUUCGGAGUCUGCCCCAUGAUGCGGGAGACCUCAGUGUCAGAAAAUACCCUGUUGAACUCUUCUUGCAUGCCCCCCUGCUCAGGGAUCAAUGCUGGCCCUUCCGAGCUGCCCAGCACCAAUCACAAUUUCAGGAGUUGCAGCAUUAGGAGACCGCCAUGUCCUGCUGCAGUCAUACAGUACACAAUGCUCUGUAAUAUGUUAGCUGGGAAAUCCUUCUCUGAUGUCAGUACUGAGGUCAGUAGAGGGAAUUCCUUGGAGGUGGAAUUAGGGCAGCAUUAUGGGAAGGUUUAAGGGUAGGGUUAGGUGUAAAAUGGAUUAGAGAUGGGUGAGUGGUAGGAUUAUGUGUUGAAUUAAGGGAUGGAUUAGGGGUAGGAUUAGGUAAAGGAUUAAGGGAUGUGUUAGAGGUAGGAUUAUGUAAAGGAUUAAGGGAUGUGUUAGAGGUAGGAUUAGGUGAUGGAUUAAGGGAUGGGUUUAGGGGUAGGAUUAGGUGUAGGAUUAGGGGAAUAGUAUACAUGUGAGGUAUCCUUGUACUCCAGAACUGUAGCAGAAUACCGAUAUGGGAUGAUUACAGUAGUGGGAUAAGCAUGGCCUGUGAAUUACCCCAAAAUAAAACUUGAUAAAAAUGAUAAUAUAUACUUUGACCAAGGUUUGUGAUAAAGGUUACAUGAAAAGUGUAAAAAAGCUAUUAGUUAAAUAGCCUGGUUCAUGUACUUUAUAACAUAUAGGUGUAGAGGUUUGGAUUAUUCGGCGUAAAAAAAUAAAAUGUACGUUUUGUUUUUUUCUAUUUUUUUAUUUUUUUUUAUAAUUCUUUUUUUCUAGUGCUUGAUGACAACAGAGAUAAGCCAGUAUACAGUAGAGAGUUUGCAAUGCGUUAGCAUGUCAAGUCGAGUUAAGUGUAUACAUUUUUAUGAAAAGAAGAAAAUAGACAAUAUAGUGUAUAAAUAGGCUGGAUAAACUCAGAUUAGCGCGUCCGCCAAUGCCUCGGUUCAGGAUUGCAGGGUAGUCUCAGAGUAUUGCGGCAAGAAUGGGGUGCAUAAGGGUGCCUUCUGUCCUCCGUCUUGAGGGGAUCUGCCGAAUGUUCCAUUCAUGCAGUGUUGGGCGUCUAAGUACAGCGUGAGUAUAUGGAGCAAGCCAGAGAGGACUGGGAUAACCCUCAUCGGUCUAUAGGAGGUGGGGGUGUGGGGACAGCACUAGUCUGAUUCCACACCGCCUGUCCGUAUCGGGGCUGAUGUGUGCUAUAGCCAUUGCUGCCGCUCAGGAUUAGUGUGAGUUUGAGUGCAUGGCAUUUUUUUUAUGUAGUAAAGGAACCCAUCUAACAAAGUUUAAAUAUAUAUGAUUCCUUUAAACUGCCACUGACAAGAGAAUUGCACAUCAUUUAAGGCCAAAAUAUCCACAUCGGAAACUAUAUCCAAGUGAGCUUCCCCUCUCCCUCCCCACACACAAGGUAUUCCAGCCUAAAAUUUACAUUUUCUUUGUUUUCAUUUUCCAUUUUAUUGUCUUCACUGGAAAUGUUCUGUUUAAAUCAAUAAAUAACCUGGGGGAAAAAAAAUAGAAAAAUCACUCCAAUUAGGGUAAACUAGCAGAUUCAUUUGUCAAGUAACUGAAAUUCCACUGAUAGUUCUUGCAGAACUGAACAAUUUAACAGUUUUUUGUCAUAUAGAAUUUCAGAAAAUGUGAGUAGGAAAGGCUGAGAACAAAUAUUCAUCAUUUACAGUACGAGAAUGAAGCCUGCCGGAGAGACAGUGACAUCUAUCACAUUGAACAAGCCUGAUUGUAAAUGUCAUAUUGUUGCUAAUUGUGCUACUCCAUCCCUGCCUACCAGGCAAGCCUCCCCGCACCCACGCUCUCUCUAUCUCUCCGAGAUUGGUGCUCCCGAUCUCCAGUUUAGAACAGAGACAUCUGCCUACAGAUAUUCUGCACUAAUAUAUGAGCUUAUACCUGCCUAAUUACCACUAUUAGCAUUUAUAGCUUUUUCUCGCUAGGUUAGCAUUGCUGUCUCAGCACAAAUCAUCACGCUAAGCAGACUCACACUGGGUGGUUGUGUAGAAACUUCGGUUAUUAAUGCCUUCGUUCCCUGCUGUAUUCCAGGGACUAGGGCUGACUUCUCUAAAUUUUAAAGGUGCGUGCAAUCAUUUUCUGGUUUCUGUUAAUCUGAUGUGACUGUUCUGAUUUCAAGAUAAAUGUGUUAUUUAUUAUUUUGUUUUGUUUUUUGUUUUUUUUUACUUUUUGUUUUAUGCCAUUUACACUCUGACAACAGAGGAUUUAAAAAACAAUAGGCAUUUCGGUAGUCACAUGUACCUUUGUUUUUAGUUUUGUGUUACUGGACCAGUGAUCUACAGGUUCUUAGAUGUCUAGCUGUGGUGGCAUAGACCACCUAUUAAUUCUGUUAAUAGGUUCAAAACAGUGCUUAACCCCUUUAGGACCAAUCACUGUCUAUACAGUUGUAACAUUAUAGAAAUCUGCAAGAAUGUACUGACACUGAUGCAGGAUCUAUAUAUUAUUUAUUUAUUUAUUAUUAUUAUUAUUAUUAUUAUUAUUAUUAGAGGGAUACUAUAGGGUCAGAAACACAAACAUGCAUUCCUGACCCUAUAGUGUUAAAACCACCAUUUAGGUGGCAUGCCCUUCCUUAACCCCUUUAAAGAAGGUACAACUUAACAUUUUUCCUCCGCUCCCGAUCCGCCUCCUUGCUGUCAUUAUCAGACUUUAUUAUUUUUACCCAAUCCAAUGAAAUAGGAUGCAGGCUUUAAACAACGCAUCUCUGAGGAAAAUUCAGCGUCUCCCUGCAGAGCGUGGAGACCCAAAAAGCACCUCCAGUGGCCAUCUGAGGAGUGGCCAGUGGAGGUGUCUCUAGGGGGCAGUGUAAGCACUGUCCCAUAACAUACAUUGUUUAUGUAACUUGUUUACCUGUGUACAGUAUCUUCCUAAAUACUGUGGUUAUUGUGACGGAAUGCCGUCACUGAGUACCGUGCCCACUCUCUUGCCUGCUUAUUGUCUUCAGGUCAUCCUGCUGGGGAUCUCCCUAUCUGUGUGGUCCCCUUGUUCGCAGAUUAUGAAAUGGAUGUCUGCUUAUUUUAAUGGUUCCAGAGUGGCUGAGGGAAGGAAUUAGCAGAGCUAACCGAUCGGGUUACCCGUGGUCCACUACAGUUAUAAAAUAAAUAAUGCCAUUUAAGUAUAAUUUAACAGCUGGACUGUAUAGUACUACUGAUGCUUAAAAAGAUGGAGAUUUUGUAUUGGCAUAAGGUCUUCAGGGGCUUAAUUUUUGAUGAUUGCAAAAAUUUGAAUGGUCUGUAAGGGGUUAAUAUUGUGUAAUGGACUUUAUAAUUGAAAGCCUCAACUCUUCCCAAAGAGAUUCAUUGCAAUAAACUUGAAUAUAUAUAUAUAACCACUUAACCAGUCACUGGAGUGUACUUUUAUCUUGCACUUUAUUUGUGGCCUCUCUUAUGCUGAAGAAUUUUCUAAGUAGCCCAUUUAGCAUAUUGUUGGCCCCGCUGUAUGACUGCAAGGCCAAGCUUUUCAAAACACUUUCAAACACAGGAUUGAGUGGCCGUCGAGAACCAACACAUCAACCAGGCGGGUGCUGUAUUAAAACCACUAUAGCAGUACUCGAUAGAUUGUGAUGUCUACUUAAGGUCAACUCAACCCUUGUAGAGUUUACUUCGAUCCUUAAAGAAAAGCUCAGUCGCAUUAUCUCUUUGCUGUGGUUACUAAUGCAGUCUGACGUUAACUUCUUCUUCAAAACCUCUGCAGUCCUCAAACUAUAUGUAUUAUUUUUAAAAAGAAUUCUGUGCUUAUCGGAGCUGUGUAUCUACAACAUCAGUUCAAGCUAUUACCUGUGUCAGGAGGUGGUUGAAUGAACAGAUGCCCUACACUAAGCUCGAGGUUGGAACCAUCUUUCUUGCGAAGGUUGAUAUAUGUGUCUUGCGUCUGCAGAGGGCACAGCCCUGCUGGUGGUGCAUUUAUGAUAAAAUAGCAACCGAGUACAGCUGUUUGCUUGAAAGCUUUCUGCAGCAGGCGUCCAUCGAGCAAAUGGAGACACAUUGCUUGACUGCUGGUAUAUGCAUUUAUUUUUUGAGCUUUUUUAUGUCUCUUUAUUUAAAGGAAAAUAAAUUAUCAGGAGUUGGAAACUUUAUCUGUGCUCUGCAGAUUAUUUCCAAAUCCAGUGAGCAUUUGAGAAUUCUAAUUGCUUUUCAGAACCAUUGAUUGCUUAUAGAACAUCAAUUGCUUCCACUGUUUAUUAUUAUUAUUAUUAUUGCCAUUUAUAUAGCGCCAACAGAUUUCAUAGCGCUUUACAAUAUUUUGAGAGGGGGGGGUGUAACAAUAAAUAGGACUAUUAUAAGAAAACUUACAGGAACAAUAGGUUGAAGAGGACCCUGCUCAAACGAGCUUACAGACUAUAGGAGGUGGGGUAUUAGAAACAUUAGGACAGGAAAUAUCAAGUAGGAGUGAAGCAGAGCUGGAGGAGAGAGCAAAGCACUGUCCCAUAGGAGAGAGCAGGAGACAGGUAUGUAAGGUAGAGAUUACUCUGGGAGGCCAUAAGCUUUCCUGAAGAGAUGGGUUUUACGGCCCUUCUUAAAUGAUUGAAGACUAGGGGAGAUUCUGAUGGCAGUAGGCAAGCUAUUCCAUAGGAGAGAAGCCGCCCGCGAGAGGUCCUGCAAGCGCGAGUUGGCCGUACGGGUGCAAGCAGCAAUCAGGAGGUGGUCACGGGCAGAGCGGAGGGUACGAGGAGGGCCAUAUCUAUGGAUUAGUGAAGAGAUAUGAGGGGCUAGAAUUGUUCAGUGCUUUAAAUGUAUGGGUUAGCACUUUGAAUUGACUCCUGUAGCAUACAGGGAGCUAAUGUAAGGACUGGCAGAGGGGUGAGGUGUGAGAGGACCGACUAGAGAGGAAAAUCAGUCUAGCUGCAACAAACUGGAUGUGAGACUCAAAGGUGAGACCAGAGUCAAGUAUGACGCCAAGACAGCGUGCUUGCAGGGAUGGACUUAUGUGGAUAUCACUGACUUGAAGGGAGAGCGAGAGAGGAGGAUCAGUAUUAGGAGGAGGAAAGACAAGUAGUUCAGUUUUAGAGAGAUUGAGUUUCAGAAAGCGUAAGCACAUCCAGUCAGAGAUGGAAGAAAGGCAAGCAGUGACACGUUGCAGGACGGCAGGGGAGAGGUCCGGGGAGGAGAGGUAUAUCUGAGUGUCAUCAGCGUACAGGUGGUAGUGGAAUCCAAAAGAGGCAAUAAGUUUACCAAGACAGGCAGUAUAAAGAGAAAAUAGAAGGGGACCAAGGACAGACCCUUGGGGAACUCCAACUUUGACAGGACGAGGGGAGAAGGUAUCCUUGGAAAAGGAGACACUGAAUGAGCGUUGGGAGAGAUAGGAGGAAAACCAAGAGAGGGCAGAGUCACAGAGACCGAGCGAUUGAAGAGUUUGAAGGAGGAGAGCAUGAUCAACGGUGUCAAAGGCAGCAGAGAGGUCAAGGAGAAUUAAUAUGGAGUAGUGACCUUUGGAUUUAGCGGAGAUUAGGUCAUUAGUCACUUUGAUAGUCUCAGUAGAGUGGAGAGGGCGGAAGCCAGACUGAAGAGGGUCAAGGAGAGAGUUGGAAUUAAGGAAGCGAGACACACGGGUAAAGACAAGUCUUUCCAAAAGCUUUGAUGAGAAAGGGAGCAGGGAUAUGGGACGAUAGUUAGAAGGGGAGGAUGGGUCAAGAGAUGUAUUUUUUCAGGAUAGGUAUUACAGUGGCAUGUUUAAGGUCAGCAGGAACAGUGCCAGAAGAGAGAGAGCAGGUAAAGAUGUGUGUUAGGGUAGGCACAAGGCAAGGGGAGAGAGAUCUGAUGAGGUGAGAUGGGACAGGAUCGAGUGGGCAAGUGGUGGGGCGAGAGUAAUGGAGAAGCAAAGCCACCUCUUGUUCAGUAGCCGGGUAGAAAGUCUGGAGGGUAGGGAAAGCAUGAUUUACAUGUGGUUGAGAAAGAGAACAGCAAGGAGGGGAGAAUUGUUUCCUUAGCUGUUCAAUCUUGUCGGUAAAGUAGCAUGCAAAGCUAUCAGCUGUAAGGUUAGUUUGGGGGAUGGCCACAGCAGGGCGGAGAAGGGAAUUAAAGGUGUCAAAGAGACGUCUGGGAUUGCGGGAGCAUGAACUAAUGAGAGAGGAAAAGUAUGACUGUUUGGUGAGGGCGAGGGCUGCGCUGUAGGAAAGCAACAUGGAGAAAGUCUGCCUGGGUGCGGGACUUCCUCCAGGAGCAUUCAGCACAACGGGAGCAACUCUGCAGAUAGCGUGUUGAUUUAUUAUGCCAAGGUUGGGGUCGUGUCCUCCUCGAGGUGCAUGUUUGGAGUGGGGCUGCAGCCUUCAAGGCAGAUGUGAAGGUAGUGUUAUAUGUGGAGAUGGCCAGCGAGGGACAGGAGAGGGAAGGGAUGGAUAGCAGUUGUGAAUCAAUGUCAGCUGACAGCUGCUGGAGGUCAAUAGAGUUAAGGUUCCUCCUGAGCUGAGGGGAGUUAGGCUGAGAUUGUUGGGUGAGGGGGUAAUUGAGAGCAAACGAUAAGAGGUGGUGAUCAGAGAGAGGAAAUGGAGUGUUGCAGAUAUUAGAUACUGUACAUGAAUAAGAGAAAAUAAGGGAGAGGGUAUUGCCAGCUACAUGAGUGUUUAACUCUUUAAAGGCAGUAGUAUGUGAUGCUUGCCACAAUAACAAUGGAUUUACCCAAAAAUAUGUUUCUGGUAAAGCUCAAAGUAUUGUUAUUUAUUUUAUUUAUCUGUGUGUUUUUUUUUUUUUAAUAUAUUAACAAAAGCAAACUGUGGCUAAUUAGAAGGGUGCAGGAAAGGGUUUGGAAUUGUAUGAAAUGUUAGAUUCUCAUAAAUGCAUGACUGAUCUUAAAUGAAGACAUUAUUUACGAAAUGUUUGAUUUGCAUUAAGAUUUGUCAGUUUAUGUCAUUCCCCACAAAGCUUGUGACUGGAAUUCAGAGCGUUAAAGAGUUACUAUAAGCCUAUUGAGAGCGGGACCUUUCUGGCGUAAUAAUUGUCAGUAAAACCUGUAAAAAUUAAAUAAAAAGUUUUACUUACUUUUAAAUCCAGAGUUAGGCAAUGCUCCUGGCGUUUCUUUUCUGUGCCCCCUUCUGUUGUCACUAGGGCAUCGCCUGGGUCCAAUUAGACAAAAUGGUCCAAUCACGCCGGGUUUUAAAGUCUAUUUUCAAUGUGCAGUGCACGCUGACAACACAUGUAGUUUAUGCACAGAAUUGAUAUAAGGCAGCCCGUAAUAGAGUGUUUUGCUGCCAAUACCACGGUGCUGGGGGUGCAACUUGCCACUGGCACAUUAUUGCCAAUAUCUCUGGAUGUGCAGUGUUUCAAGAUGACCACUUCAGAUCACUUAAGUGGUCAUGGUGGUUGGAGUAACCCUUUAAAAGCAUUCUGUAGUGUGAUGGUGAUCGAUUUUUAACGGGAAAUAUUACUUCUCUGGAACUUACAAAAUUAAAUUCAACAUGGGGGUUUUCCUGAUCUUUACAGCUUCUAAACAUUUUCACUUUAUUGUCUCUAAUUCUGAACCUUUCGUUUGUUCAUCUAGGUGUGACCCUGUCUUUAAUCCCGACACAAUGUCUGCUAAAGUCAUCAUCAGCAAGGAGGUGUUCUCCCCACAAGAUGAAAGGAUGUUGGGAGCCGUUCAAGUUAAACGAAGAACGAAGAAAAAGAUUCCCUUCUUAGCGACAGGAGGGCAAGGAGAGUACCGCACUUACAUUUGUUUAUCAGGUACUGCUCCACACUCUCUACAUGCUCCAAGAAAACAAGCAAUACAUCGUGCUACAUUUUAAAAGUGUUUGUAGAAUUCAGAAUCUGUAGGUUUCCCGUUGGUGUUGUAGAAGUGAGAGACACAGGGAAUUAAAACCCAAAGAGUAUGGACCCUUUCUUCUAAAGGAGGAUGCUUGCUAGUUUUACAUUACAGUUUAGUGAGAAAAGAUUUAUUUAUUUUGCAACAUUCUGCAUCUUAAAUCUACCUCCUACCCAUUCUAUAAUACCUGCUUCUUGUGGUUUACUUUAUUUGGGUAAGUGAUGUCACAGUGCCAUUAGCCCUUCCAUUUUGUUGCCACCACCUUAACCUGCAGAAUUUCUUUAAUAAUACAAUUGUACGUGCAUUUUUUUAAGUCACAGCAACGACUUCAUGGAGGCGUAAUUCCGCUAACAGCUUUCAUACGUAGAAAGCCGACAACUGAACUACAAGUCCCAGAAACCCUUGUUUAGAGCAAAACUGGGGCUUUUGAGAGAGAGCUCUUUGAAAUGUUUUAGCCAAACCCUCCACGGAACUCCACUAUACAUACACAGGCAACUUUUUAUGUUUACUUUUUGUAUACUUUAUCUUCAGAAUAGAAUUGGCCAUGUAUGUAAUUGCAUGUUGUCAGAGAUAACAUACCCUCUAUCUUUUGUAGUCUGUCUGAUUUGUGUGAAUCUCUCAACAAGUUAACCUAUGACCUUCUCAAUCCUUUCCUUAGUAUGGAUCUCCAGUGUCUGACUAUUUUUUCUGAUUGUGUCUGAAUACUACACUAUAAUUCAAGUCUUUUUUUCUGACACAAACUCAAUGCUGAUGUUACUUUCCCCACGCCUCUUUCUUGAGCUCCAAGUUUCUGAAUAAUUUGCCUCCCUAAUGAGACUGUUUUAUUCUAUUCUUUAGAUUUAAUGACUCGGAAGUAGAGUUUUGAGGUUAUUUCGAGCAGUUAAAGGAUUUAAUUUAGUCGCAUAAGCAAAAUUAGCAAAGGUACAGAUAUCCCUGUAGCAAUUUACUGAAAAGGCUCAAACGUAUGCAAAAAUCAUUAGAAGUAAAAUAAAAAUAUUAAAAGCUCUAUAACCUGAAGUGGCAGUACGUUAUGAUUGUAAUGAAUUUAAAAAAAAAAAAGCAAAUAUAAUUUUUCUGGAUAUUUGCUCCUUCUGCAGAGAAUAAAAGCAAAUCCAUGAGCACAUUUUUAUGAUUGUCAUGUAAAAGUAUUUAACAUAUUUUUACGACACAAUGCACAUUCAUUUUAUAUAUCUUUUGCUUCAGUAAUAAAAAAUUAUAUUUGAUUUAUAGAAUUUAGCAUUCUGUUUACUUUUCACAAGUAUAAAAUAGUGUAUUAAAUGGGCACUGCUUGUCCAUUGAACUUGCGUUGGCGCUUGGUCUAUUUGUGAGUCAUAACAAUCUACUUGUUCUGAGACACAAAAUAAUAUCAAACUGGGUCCCCUGCCCAGAACCCUGAACAUUGAUAGGGUCAUUCAGUAAACUCUAAAUUUUUGUAAAUAUAUUCCAUAACGGAAAUGCAAAUUUAGUACUUGUAAUUCCCACUUUAGAACUGCUGAUGAAAUGUUGAUGUUUAUCUGCUACACCGUUUUCAUGUGUAGUCUCUACUUACUUGCUAAACUCUCCUUUCCUUUUAAAGUCUACACUUUAUGCUGGAGUCUACAUGUGUACGAAAACCCAACACUCACUGAUAGGCUCUUAAAUCUAGAGUAUACCUUUAAAAGCAGAGCUCAGAUUCAUCUUUACAUGAUCAAAAUAAAUUGUAUUAAACACUAUCUAAAAUAUUGCUGUACACGAAUAUUGCUCUGGCUGUGGGCCUCUGGGUUCCUGCCAGUUUCUUUUUUGGUUAGUAUCAGGCACAAUGAUAUUUGGCAGCCAGAUUUAGUUUCUAUGUCCUACACUGGCAGACUGAAUGGAUCUGUCCCAGUAGAGAUUCAGUUUGAACAAAAUAGUGUUUUUUCCGUGGGCGUAGGCCAAUAUUUUCAAGGAUUCACCCAUCAUGUCUUAUGCGCAUGGAUGAGAAAGAUCUAAAUUAAGUUGAAGCUACUUGUAACAUGUGGCACUAAUUAGAUUGCUCAGUUUAUGGAGUGGGAGGUGUGCUUACAUUCUGUUUCAGCUCUUUGUUACGUCUUACAAAGCUCUGUUUUAUGCGGUAAUAAUGAAGGCAACUGCUUAGAAUAAUAGCAUUUUUAGUAACUCAUCAGAUGCAUAUCAGCCGUUAGCCCUUAGUUAUUUUGUGGCCUAACAGGUUUCCAAGUAUUAAGUCAAAGUAUAGUUUGAUAACCUGACUGGAACGAAUAUUUUUGUGAGAUAACUUGUAGGCUAAAGAAAAAAAAUGUUUCUGAUGCAUAAAUAUUGUUCAGAGCAUUACACAAUAAAUUGCGAAUUGUAAUCCAAAAGGCUAAGUGUAGGCUAACAUUGCUAAUUAGUAAACAACACGAUAAUACAAGGUGCUAUAUGUACAUCCAUAUCUUAUGCUUACAUAUGUCCUAAUAGGAUUAAUGCUGAUUUGUGACUUUCUGUUACAUUUUACACUGCACAAAAACCUGAUGAAAUAGCAGUUAUUUUGUUCUAUUACAUAAGCAAAGACUAAACUAAUGUAAUUUUACCACUUUUGCCUUAAAAGCUUAACCCCUGCCUUAAAGGACCACUCUAGGCACCCAGACGACUUCAGCUUAAUGAAGUGGUCUGGGUGCCAGAUCCCUCUAGGAUUAACCCUUUUUCUCUUAUAAACAUAAUAGUUUCAGAGAAACUGCUAUGUUUAUAUAGGGUUAAUCCAGCCUCUAAAGCCUCUAGUGGCUGUCUCGUUGACAGCCGCUAGAGGCGUUUGCGUGCUUCUCACUGUGAAAAUCACACUGAGAAGACGCCAGUGUCCAUAGGAAAGCAUUCUGAAUGCUUUCCUAUGAAACAGGCUGAAUGCGCGCGCAGCUCCUGCCGCGCAUGCUCAUUCAGGAGGAGAGGAGGAGGAGAGCUCCCCGCCCCGCGCUGGAGAAAGAGGAAAGUUUAACCCCUUCCUCUCCCCAGAGCCUGGCGGGAGGGGGUCCCUGAGGGUGGGGGCACCCUCAGGGCACUAUAGUGCCAGGAAAACGAGUAUAUUUUCCUGGCACUAUAGUGGUCCUUUAAAGUACUACAUUUACUUACAUUUUUAUUUACAGUUUUUUUUCUGAGCAAAAUGAUUCAUUUUAAUUAAACAUCUGAAAUCCUUUUGUAUGCAAUCAAUGAAUUUCCAUUUCUUUGUUUAUGUAUGUAAUGUAGAAUUUCGGAUGAUUCACUGAAGUGAGCAAGCUUUCAAGGCAUAUAGUCCUUCCUUAUUACCCUCUUAAUUGUUAUCACGCUGUCCCUUUUCUGUGAUAUCAGAGUGUGCUGGAGAUAUGAAUUCAUAACAGACCUUUCAGCCAUUAUUGUGUGAUUUCACCUGCACUUAAUGUGUUUCAUAAAUUAGUUUAUUUAAAUAACAUUUGUGAUCCCUCUGAAUAACUUUCCCACAUGCAUACAUUUUUAUCAAGUGGUUAUACUAUCCAAGUAUUGUCAAUGUACUUCCAGAUAUUCCAUGUUAUACUAAAAUAUCCCCACUUUUGCCGUGUGAAAUUUAAAAAAGUAUAAGCCCUUUUUUUGCACAAUAGGGAUGCAAAUCUACACACAAUCCACAUAUCUAUCCAGAAUUCUAGACUCCCUUUCAAAGACUCAGCAUGGGGCUUUGCAUGCCAAAACAGAGGUCAGCACAUCUUAUCUUUUCAUUCAUAUGCACAAAAUGGCGGCCACCCAGUGAAGCAUUCAAUUAAUUAGUUCCUUUGCGGUUUUUCAUACAAUAUACAUAACAUUCUAAUGGGUCUCUGGGGUGGUCACGGUUCGGGAGCCGAACGAAAUAAACAAAAUAAAAAUCCAUACGAAUCCAGAAAUGCGAAAAGAGCUGAAAGUUAAGGGGAUAUUCCUUCACAAAUAGUCUUUUAAAAUGAUACCACAAAGCUGCCAUUAACUGUGUGUGAAGAGCGUGUCCUCUUUUUGUCAUUUUGCAAAAAGUGCAGAUUUCAAUAGAAAUUUACACUAUUCUAAAUUAACUUGGUUACACCCCCCUUGACUUUCAAGCAGACAAAAUGUAAUGUUACUUCCUGGUUUGUGUAGCUCAAUGCAGCUAAACUUAAAAGGCAGCUAUUGCUUAGAGCACCUGCCUUGCAAAAACCUCGCCUUGCACUGCACUGGAAAGUCUGAUUGGACAGUUACAGAAAGUCUGGGCUGGGUUAGAGAGGAAUGGCUUGCAAAUGCAGCAGACAAUAGAACUGUGGGUUUUGCAAGCUGUUUUUAUAUACACCACCAGUGAAAAAAUUUAUAAUUAAAUGCAUGCAAGUUUUUAUUUGGGUAUAUCUAUUACACAAUGAUUUUUAUUUAUUUUUGUAUUUGGGGAGUGAAGUCCCACUUUAAACGGCUAGAAUUCUAAAUUUGGGUUAAACAAUGAGGCUCUCAUAACAGAGCUGGAGAGGGGAGACCAUUGGCAUGGCACUGCUCUGUGCUGUGUCAUUGAAUGGGUGAGAAUAGUAAUUGUUACACAUGCCUUGUCAGGUUAUGUUAACACUGGUUAAAGAGAGUUUACAUUUAAUAAUAAUGUGUUGAUAGGGCAUUAUGGGGAAAUAAUGGGUAAUAAAAAAACAAGUUGCCAAAAAUAAUGCAACAAAAAGGAAGAAAACAGAGUACAUCAUAUAUUUAAUGCGUUCCAAGAAAAAUUUAACUUGUUAUACAGACUGAAUGAUGAGAGUACCUGUAAACCAAAAGAAGGAACAGCAUGUAGGUAACGUAAACAAGGAGGGGGUUUGGCAGGAGUCACACUAGGUGGGCACAAUUUACAAACAUUAGCUGUAGGUAGUUAAAGGGACACUAUAGUCACCAAAACAACUUUAGGAUAAUGAAGCUGUUUUCGGUUAUACAUCAUGCCCCUGCACUCUCAAUGCUUAAUUCUCUGCCACUUAGUUGUUAAAUCACUUUGUUUGUGCAGCCCUAGCCACGCCUCCAUGAACGUGACUUGCACAGCCUUCCUAAACACUUCCUUUAAAGAGUCAUCUAAUGUUUACACUUCAAUUAUUUGCAAAUUUUGAAUAAUUUAAAAUGUAUCUCCUGCACAGUUAAUAGCUUGCUAGACCCUACAGGAGCCUCCUGUAUAUAAUUAAGUUCAAUUAUUCUUAUAGUAUUUACAGUAAGUGAGCCCCUUGUGAAUGCGAAAAGAACAAGACCACUGGUCAUAAUUAGGAAUGGGUGAGAAUACAAAUUGUUGCACAAGCAUCUAUAAACCCUGUGCUCUAUGUGGACACACCCCUAUUCAUGAACCAAAGCAUAUUGAAAACACUUUAUUUGGACAUCAUUUCAAACCCAUUUUCUUAAAAGGGCAUUGAGGCAAGUCCUAGCGCUGUUUUAGAGGGUUGACAUUCCUAGAGAACAAAUUUGAGUUGCAAAUAAGAAAAGAAUAUUGUUCUGUAGUUUGGAUAAGGUCACAAAGAAACUUAAAGAAAAGCUGGUAUAAAAUGUUAUUCCCUCCGCUACCCGUGAUGUUUGAUUUAAAUGUGCUUGCAGCGUGCUAGUGCAUAUCUUUCGGCAUUGUCUAGUAUGACUCUGAUUCGAUAUUCCCCUGCUGCAGUAAACUUUGCUGCAAAUUGACAAACUACAUUGCUCAUAGAAGCUGUAAAGUGAUCAGCUUUAUAUGAACACUUUACUACAAAAAUGGGCGGGUGUAGGGAAUCACGGUUCAGUAGAUAUACACCAAUUAAAGUAUGCAUGCAUUUCUUUGCAAGCAUGUUGUCAUUGGGGAUAUAUCUAAAAAAAAACAAAAACAAAAAAAAACCUUGCAACAGUCUUAUGACCGCAGCCUUUGCAAGCUCUCCCUCCCACCCCCCAGCCCACAGUUUUGGUCUAUGUUGGCAAAAUGUCCAAUCAGAGGCUCCUCAUUGAGCCCCAUCCAAGAAAAAAACUUUCCCUCCCAGGAUUGAUCAGUGGCUUUACAUUCCUUGAAAGGGGAUAGUAUAAGCAUCAAAAAAACUUUAGCUUAAUGAAGCAGUUUUGGUGUAUAGAUUAUGCCCCUGCAGUCUCACUGCUCAAUUCUCUGCCAUUUAGGAGUUAAAUUACUUGUUUCUGUCCAUGAAUCUCCAGCUACACCUCCUCUGGCUGUGACGGACACAGCCUACAUUAAAAGGCUACUUAAAUUGUUUAAUUUUCCAUCGGAUUUUUACUUGCUUGGAAGCUUUUAUCUCCAGCUCUGUAAACUGAACUUUAAUCACACACAGGAGGCUACUUCAGGGUCUACAAGGCUAUUUUCCAAGCAGGAGAUAUGAAAAUCUAAAUUAAACAGUGUGCAAUAAAGGAAGUUUAAAAGGACACUAUAUGCACCCAGACCACUUCAUCUCAUUGAAGUAGUCUGGGUGCAGUGUCCCUAGCCCCUUAACCCUGCAUGUUUACGCUGCAGUGUUAAGACUGCCUCUAGUGGUUUUCUUCCAAACAGCCACUAGAGGCGCUUCCUCUAUUCAGAUGGUUUAACUCCGUAAAACAAUGCUGGACAUCGUCAUGCUUUGCACGGUGUGAAGUAAAUCAUCCGCAAAUACAUUUAACUUCUAUUCACAGUCCCUCAAAUCCACACCUGGUAUCGAUGUGUUUGCCCGUAUAUGUGCUUAUUUAGCUAAAAUAAUUGCAUACAUUAUGGCACCAUCCUUAGAGUAUGGCAGGUAUUAAAUAAUGUUUUGUGCAUUGAAAAACAGGACCUGUUUUGGCUUUGCAAUUAUCUUGAAUGACAAAUGGAUUUCAGUAAACCACAGCAUAAUUUAUUUUCAUCAUUAUCAAUCGGUGAUCUUUAUCUGUUUUUUUAGAAUAGAUCUUUAUCCUGUGACUAAAAAGCCUGACGCAACCACCGUAGGACCAUGAUAUUCUGUUCGACAAAUUCUUCCUUCAGUGUUUAACAGAAUAAUACUGUCACCAAUUAAACGGUAUCGGCCAGGACUCUCACGUUGCACCUUUUUAGAGAUUUAGAGCCUGUGCAUAUGACCUUAUUUACUGCAUUCUUCAAGCAUGUACAGUAAUUGUUUAAAUUGUUUGAGGACAAGGAAAUCCGUGUAACGUGUAUGCUUAAGAAUUGAGCCAAUACAGGAAGUGUCAUGGUUCCUGUUGUGAAGAGGUGUGGAGCUUCUCCCUGCUGGCAAGGCUGCACAAUAUAGUAUUUUUCUUCUUCUAUAUAAAAGGCAAUCAUAGAUUUUAGCACUGUUGAACUGGUUAAACAACAUUAGCUAUUCCUCUUGAAUCCGUAAUUAAUGAGAGCCUGGUCCCUGUUUCUUUAUAUUUUAUGCAACAAUAGAAGUGUAGCGUAUCAAAAGAGGGACAAAAGCCGUAUUCCAGUGCAUAGGUCUUUCGAAAUUGUUCAUGAAUUGAGCUUGUGUUGUAUGUAGGCAUGUAUAUGUAAUGUCAUAAAACAAAUACAUGUAUAUUUAAUGUAUCUGAUGGAUAUUCUUUGCCUUGUGUAUCUGAUUAAAUUUGUAUGUGGACCUGGCAGCAUUUUUCAUCGAUGAUGGAGAUUAAAGGGACAUUAUAGCACUCAAAACAACUUUAGCUAAAUAAAGCAGUUUUGGUGUAUAGAUAAUUCCCCUGCAGUCUCACUGCUCAAUUAUCUGCCAUUUAGGAGUAAAAUCACUUUGUGUAUGCAGCCCUAGCCACACCUACCCUGUGUUAUAAAGGAAGCUUAAACAGUAGAACUUUCUUUACAGGGAGUGUUUAGAAGGGCUGUAUACGUCCCGUACACAGCCCUUCUAAACACUUACUGUAAAGAAAGUUCUAAUGUUUAAGCUUCCUUUAUAGCACAGUCUGUUUAAUUUAGAAUCAUAUCCCCUGCACUGUUAAUAGAUUGUCAGACCUUGCAGGAGCAUUCUGUGUGUAAUUAAAGUUCAAUUUACAGAUUAGGUAGUAGUAUAAAUAUCUAGAGCAAGUUAACAUCUUAUUGAAAAUGAAACUUUUUUUUUUUUUUCUUAAUUUCACGCAGGCUGCGUGAAUCACAGCCAGGGGAGGUGUGGCUAGGGCUAUAUAAACCAAAACAAAAGUGAUUUAAAUUAAAAAUGCCAAAGCAUGAGCAGUGAAACUGUAGUGGCAUGAUGUAUACACCAAAACUACUUCCUUAAGUUAAAGUUGUUUUGGUGACUCUAAUGUCUUGUUAAAUGAUUUGGCACUGGCACUAGAUAAAAGGGGGCACUUCUAAAAGGAAGCAAGAUUUACAUCUGCGAGACCUAGAUGGAGAAGUACGUGGAGCUAAAGAGUAGUACGUCAGCAAAAGUAGUCAAGAGGUGUGUAAAAUAUAUAUUAAAAAGAGUUGAUAUAAAAUAAUAAAUAAAACAUUGACUGUACUUGGUCUGCUCCUUUCCCAUGCCAUAAAUCACACUGACAGGCUUUGUGUACUUGUUAAAAAAAAAAAAAAAAAAUGUGGACUACCCAGUAAGUAUUACAUUUCUUCUGACCAUCCGAUGCGCAAGGCAUUCUCUGUACACAAUACAACUUAAAAUUCCUUCUCCUUUAUAAAGGGGAAUCUCUUUUAAAUGUCUAAAAACAAUUUGUAUUUUUGUACACUUUAUAGAGAACCCAAUUUGAGUUUUAAAUCUUGGCUUUCUGUGUAACUUGUCUUGCGUUUGGCACGACCCGGGAACUCGGAGAAGGCUCCUCAAAUAAGGAUCCAAAAGCCUGCAAGUUUCAAAACCCAGAAUAAACAAGAUCGUGAUAAAUCGGAAGCAGCGUUAUUUUACUGAAUUCUUGUGUUGGGAAUGUCCUUGCUAUGUUCAAAACGUGGGAUAGAAUUUGUUUUUAAUAAAAUGUGAUUGAGCACAUUAUGUUCAACUUCCUUCAUGUAGAAACCCAUGCAGUCACAUCAUUUAUAUUUGUCAUGAAACGGCUAAAAACCAAAUGAUAAGCAGGAAGAUCAAACUAAAAAAGGGGAAAGAAAUGCAAAUAAAUAUGACCGUUCCCAAAACCUAAUAUAGUAUUUAGUUUUUUUUCCUCUGCGUAACAGUCUAGACUCAGAUUGUAAUACAUUAGGCACAUGUCGGGUAGGAUACUAACUGAACCUCUUAUAUUUUUUUUCUUCUUAUUGACGCACCCAGUUUUCUCAAAUUUAAAGGGGCACCAUAGUCACCAGAGCAACUACAGAUUAAUGUAGUUGUUCUGGUGUGUACAGUUAGUCCCUGCAGGCUUUUUGCAGUAAACACAGUUGUUUUUUUCCCUGAGAAAAGGCAGUGUUUACAUUAGCCCCUAAAUGGUGGUUUUAACACUGUAGGGUCAAUAAUACGUGUUUGUGUUCCUGAACCUAUAGUGUUCCUUUAAUAUUUACUGAAUAUUAUGUUCUAUGGCUGUCUCUGAUGAAUUGACCGACCUGGCACAAUAUAAUCUUUUUCAUGUACACCCUUGCUAUCCUGUAAUCAACAGUGAUCGUGAGGUUGAUUGCACAAUCUAAUAGCAUUGUGUUUAUUAUUAUAGCCGCAAUGUAUGCUUCUCCCUUGUCCCCAGUUUGGCAUUCAGUACCUCUGAACCCCAUGUAGUCCACUUUCAUAGCAACUCUUUACAUCCUUUGGUCCAUGAAGCUUCCUGUAUUGAGGGCGCUAUCAUGACAAGACAGGAAUAUACAUUUUGUUUCGGCUGCACUGCAUCUCUUCUUAAAAUAUCUUUGCACUUUUAAACAAAAUAUAGACCGUUGCAUUACAUGAGCAGAUAAUUGGCCCAUAUCUCAUAGGAAGCUCACAAUCCAAAAGGAGGUCAACAAAGUUUGAUGAAGUUUUAGAUCUUCAGAUAGCUUAGUGGUUUAAUUCUUAAGUAUAGGUCUCAUGUAUCCAGAAAUUACACCUCAGUCCAGAAGGCCAAGAUCUAUCAUAAGGCAGUGCACCACCCAAGAACAUUAAUGUCCUGCCUAGAGGGAGAUUGUGGUUUUGGAAAGUGAAAUUUAUAUUUCAUUUGAAUCUAAAAGCACAUCUGCAUAUUUUUGAAUCAACAAUAUAUUUUAUUAAUAAACUGUAAGAAUAGAGAUCAUUUUUCUUUUUAGGAGAAAGUCUUUGUCUCAAAGCUUAAACGGAAUAUAUCAAGGGUAAACCAUGUUUUAGCAUACCUUGAAGCAGCAUGUGGCAAGGAAACAGGCAAGCAUGAAAAGGGGAGUUUAAAGCAGACAUGUAAUCAGUGUAUCUUUUGAAUUUAUAGCAGAAUUGUAGGUGAUAUGACCAUUUAAAUAAAUUCAAACAGUGUAGUUCGGUAUCACUCUUUCUCACUUAGUUCUCUCUCUUAUAUCACUUUUCCCCCCCAAACAGUUACAAACAAGAAGCCUCCCCAGGUUUAUGUCACCAAGGUGAAACAGUUUGAAGGAUCAUCCAGUUUUGUAAGAAGGUCUCAGUGGACUCUGGAUCAAUUGAGACAGGUUAAUGGCAUCGACCCAAAUAAGGUGAGUUGAAAAUCGAGACUAUGUUGGCUGGGAUUGUCCAUGUCCAAAGCCGAAAAUAAUUGAAGAGAAUGGAGCCACUAAAGGUCUUGCAGCAUUAUUCCUCAUGUAAAAAGUAUUUAAGAUUUCAAAUGCUCUAUUUCAAAAUAUGUUAAAAUGUAGAGAAGAAAACCAUUUAUAGUACAUCCAACACAUUUUGAUCUCAUUGGUGGUCUAAUUUGGUAUUCCGCCCUACAUGACUGAUCUAAGAAACCCUUCCUGACAUCUCUACCCAUAAUGAUAUAAUAACCAUGAUUGAAGAUUCUCAGCUCUCUCAGAAUACCUGGCAUACAACAGGUAACUUUGCCUUCAGAUGUAAUCUUAUAAUAGCAUGCAUUACACAUGGUCUGUGCUCCAAUCGGGUUCGGGAGACUAAGCUUUUGGAUGCUAACUUGUUUAGAAUUCUUCCAAAUGUAUUUGGGCGUAUUUUAGAGUUGGAGCAUAUUAUUUGGAUUAAUUAGCUUAAAGGGCGUGUACAGUCCCUACAGAACACGUACUGAUUAAGAAACAUUGAAUUAUUUUAUCAUUACAGUUGUGUUGAAUAAUCUUUUAGUUAUUUAAAAAGAAAGAAAUGAGCUGGAUGGUAAAGUCAUGUUUUUUUUUGUUUUUUUGUUUUUAACGUGCUGUAGAAUACAAAGAGCAAGUGUUCUUACAAUAAUCUUGUACAAUACCACAUGUGCAUACAAUACAAUGAAUAAUUAUAUUUGAUCACAGAGCUUGGCUGCCUCCAGUGUUGUAGUCCCGUGCAUAGAUGUGGAACAAAGCUGUCUUCUGUCUGAAGUCACAUGCAAAACCAUCCCACAGACUGCAGUCAUUUUUAUAUCUGCCAUUCUUGUAUUUUAAGCUGUCCUACAGAAUGGAUUAAUAUAUUUAUUAUUAUUGUUAACAUCAAAUAUGGUAUUCUUUUAACUUAUUACUUGUAUGUUUUUUUUUUUAUUAUUAUUGUGCGUAAAGAGAACUGACUUUUAUUUAUUUUUAUAUAUAUAUAUAUAUAUAUAUAUAUUGUAUAAUUCUUUUUACCUCAUUAACUACCAACGCAAAUUCAGCCAAUUUCAAUUUUACACAGCCUCACAGAGCUGCCUAAAUUCAUCUCAUGUAUUCUGCUUACUGUAUUUGGUCCUCACAAGGCCAUAUUGACUUAUCAUAUGCAUUUCGGCUAGUCACCCUGGUUUUUAAUGUUUUCUUUAUGGCUGCACUCUUGGUAUUCAGGCAUGCAUUCUCCGUACACAAUACAACUUAAAAUUCCUUCUCCUUUAUAAAGGGGAAUCUCUUUUAAAUGUCUAAAAACAAACAAAUCAAACCUCAAACUCAUUAACUCAUAAAAUAUAUAUCAUAUACAUUCAUGCAUUUCAGUUAGUCAACCUACAUUUUAAUGUAUUCUUUGUCUGCCCUCUUGGUAUUCCAGUACUCAAUGGGCAUACAUUGUUUAGUAAUUGGAAAAAUAAGAUAUACCUAAACACAUAAACAGAGAAAGAAAAACUUCAUAGGGAAAUAACAUUGACUAACAGUUGGCCCCUUGUUUAAAUGUUACUCACAUAUGUUGCAUACAUUUAAACAUGAAUGUUUUUAUAUGUCUUCAUUAUUCUGUACUCUACAAUUAACGAGGACUUAUUAAGUUAAUCCUGUGAAGGAAAAACGAGGUGGAACGCCUAUGUGUUUCAGCCGCAUAUCACCGCAGUCAGCAACAACUACACAAGAAGUUAGAACACUUCCUGAUCGGUGAAACGCACGUGCGUUCCACGGACGUCCGCCGGAACCCCAUAUAAGGAAGAGAGCCAACGAACAAUUGGAAACAAGUGAAUUGAGACAAGCGGAUUGGUUAAGUGGAUUCAGACACCUGUAGGAGGGACUUUUAAAUACAGCUACGGUCCUCAGAGUUACUCAGGCACUUUAUCUGCAUAUUAUUUCAUUUUUUACUCCUGAUGAAGUCUAACUUAAUAGACGAAACGCGUAGAGUUUAUAUAUUUUUUAAUUGUUUUAUAUACAUCUGUAUUCUUGCCUACCACUUCUAUGAAGAACCCUUCACUUUUCAUCAAAGAGAUUGGGAACACAUAACUAUAUUGAUGGGCUUUUUAACUACUUAUACACUGUAAGUGCAUUCAUUAAAGCGUGUGAUUUUAAUUCAUAUCAGCGCUGUACUAUGUUAAUUAUUUUUUUCAUGCAUCACUGGAUAUCUGAACGAGGAUGAACCUGUGAGAGUCCAUACAUGAUUGAUGAGCCUGAAUAUCUCUCCAAUUUUGUGAGUGUAACAUUUAAACAAGGGGCCAACUGUUAAUCAAUGUUAUUUCCCCAAGAGUUUUUUCUUUCUCUGUUUGUGUUUAGGUAUAUCUUAUUUUUCCAUGUACAUUGAGGAUUGAGAGGAAUCCUUUGUUACCAAAUCAAAAGGAAGUAAUUAUCUUUUUACAUUCAUUGUAUAUAUGCUGCACCUGGGUGGUCUAAUUCAGUUUAAAAAAAAAAAUUAAAAAAAUUGUUUAUUAGGGAUCAACCGAUAUUGAUUUUUUUAGAUAAUUUGUGAACUUUCAGGCCGAUAGCUUACCGAUAUUCUGUACAUUUACCGUAUUAUUUUUUUAAGCAAAUCUUUUCUUUAUUAAGUGGUAAAUGCACAAAAUAUGCAUGUCAAUCAGAUUUUUUUUUUUGUAAUGUGUAAAUACGUGCGGUCGGAACUCCCCGUGCACCCCUUACCUAUCUUAGUGCCCCACUCAUUCCCCUUAAUGUUCCUCUCAUUUCUCUUUUAGUGGUACCCCCCUACACCAGUGUUCCUUUUCCCUUUACUCCCCUAUACCUUAGUGUCCUCAUUUUUUUUUUUUUUUUUUGUCCAGGUGAGCAUAAGGCAAAAUCAAACUCCACAACAGCUUACACAUAUACAGAAAUGUAGAUACUUGGGCUAAACAUUAGCACAUUUUUGUGUUAUUGGAACAUUUUUAACUAGUAUGACAUGUCUCAGAUGUGAGUAGCUUGGUUAUCCAGAUUAGCAAGACAUGCGUACAUUACAAUAGCGAGUUAAUUUAAGUAAAACAUGCAGGUGACACGUGAGAGCCCUAGUCUAAUAGCAUGGCAGUAAUUUGCAUAAUAAUUAUAACGUGUGUACAUGCGUUUAGGUGCAGAGAAAAUGCUAGGCUUUCUGAGCUUAUUAGGCAACAUUAAACCAUAACAUGCUACGGUCAACGUUUAACCAUUUAUCUGACCGAUCAUACAUGAGUUAGAUUAAUAUGUCGGCUUCAGGGUGAAGCCUACUUGGAAUAAUCUCAGGUUGAGCAUACUGACAUUGGAGAUGAUUAGUAGGAAAAGUAGUAAUUGAACACGUAAACUGACAUUAAAAUUAAGCAUCCAGAUAUGUAUUAUCUCGUAUUUGGGUCAUAUGUGUACCAUAAGAGUAAAACCCCCCACUGACCCCUGGAGUAGCGGGUGUAUGUGUCUAGUUGUUGAGGCCUGGUGGGUAUAGUUGCGUGGGGUAAGCCUCUACACAGUUGUAGAUCUGCAGACGUAUGUGUGGUGGACCUUUUAAGAGUGUGUGUGUAGUGUGCAUCUGUGUUGGAGGCAGCAGUCCCAGAGUCUGUGUGACUGCCCCGUUAUCGAGUCCGUCAGCCUAUGCCCUGCGGGGUCUUGUAGGCUUUCUGUGAUGGUGCGGGCUUCGAUCCCUGUGGUCCGGUAGUGUGGGAGAGGAGUGUCUCAGUGCGGUUAGGUGGCACUCUUGGUAGGAAAAGUAUAGUCCUGGUUGUGGGUCCCACCUUUUGGUGUAGUUGUUGGCUGUGGCUGUAACUGUGUAGUCUGUCUGCCGCUGCUGCCAUUUUAGGCCUCUUUCUUGUUCGAUUAUGUUGGUCUUUGCUCCUCUUGUGCUGGGUCGCUGCUGGUAGGCAAGGCGGUUUUUGGCGCUGCAUUGUGGGAAUCUCUUUGGCUAUUAUUGCCUUUGUCUGGCUGCGUCUGCCCUUAGUAUGGCAUCUGUUGCCGGGGUGACCCUUCUCAUUUGCUUGCUCAGCCUGGGGUGGGAGUCUGAGGAGUGUGCCGUGUCCCGCGUCCUGUGACGGGCCAUCGGCAGGUUCUCUGAUUCUGGGGGCCAUGUGAGUAUCUCCAGCUUCUCCCAGAAGGAGCAGAAUAUGCCGUUAAGUCAGAGCUCCAUGUCCCUCCAGGCUUUGCAUAGAACUGCGGCGUGUGUGCCGUACGCCAUUUUGUAGGCCUCACUAGUGACCUCCAGACUGCAUGAUCGGUUCGCCCGAUUACCUCUUGUCGGGGGAUCAUGUGGGGUGGUCCGCCUCUUGCCGGUCACUCCAAUCUACUGCCCAAACUUGGGCCUAUACAUGUUUCCAUAAUAAAUUUAUGACCUGUCCAAAUUUGGUUAGUCUUUAUGGUACUGCCUUUAUGAUGAUCUGUCUUAUUUCACGGUCCGUCACCGCUUACAUUGUCUUAGUCCUUUCUGGGCAAAGGCCACACAGGCUUAGUGCAUUGUAUUUUAAAAUUGACGGGCAUAAUUCUAAUAUAAUAUAAUUAUAUCUGUUAACUACUGUAUGCACGUACGCUGGUUCUAGUGGUCAUACGCUAAUUUGCAGUUUGUUUAAAUUAUUAUUUUAUUUAUAUAGCGCCAGCAACUUCUAACAUAUGGUGCAGGCAUUUGAUAACUGAAUGAAAUGUGUUUUAUUUUUAUUUUUAUUUUAUUGCUGGCCACAUCCAGCCCACAUUCAGCUGCUCAUGCACAUCAAACUUUACAAAACUUGCAUACGUUCACUUCACGUUCUACCACUCGGGUUCCUCAUCAGUAUUUUAGAAACCGUUCACAUCUCUGCAAUCUGCAGACAGAAUGUUUUCUCUGUUACACAGACUUGUUUCAAUUGUGUUCAACCGCAUUUCAACUGGCCCAGAUAUUGUAAUUACUUUUAUUGUCAUAUUUAUACGCUCCACAUGCGUUCAGUUUAUUUCAUGCAGUCAUGUUCAUUAAGCAAUAAAGUUAUAGCUUAUGCUAAUAUUACUGUUAUUCUACGAUUAUUCUAGCAUGUGCAGUUGCCUUCAACCUUAUUCUUCCAGGCUAAUUAUAAGUAUUUAUCAUCCUCCUAAGAGUUCCAUAAGUAUGUAAGUAACCGUUUGUCUUAUAUCUCAUUAAACUCUAAUGUAUGGUAUAUGGCCAUCAAAGCCACUAAAGCUUUUUCGCCCACUGUUGCAUUCUAGAGGCAUGGGCCUCAGUUCCAGUUAUGAGUCGGUCUGCAGACACCACGAUUAUUUGGAUCAGUGGGUAUGUAUAAUACCAAGUGUAAAAGAGUUUACAUGCGGUCUCUAUUCUGUUCAACAUUUCAUACACUUGAUAUUUAUUAGUAACUCUCCCAUCUCAUCAUCAACAUGUCAUCAUCAGUCCUAUACAAAUGUUCCACAACUACACAACCUUUUUCUGUUUCGCAUCCUACCGGUUACCUGCAUUAAUCACAACACAGAUCACGCAGCCAUCCUGUAACGCUGAACCCAAUCGGGCCUCCCCGCCGGUUUAUAUGUUUCCUACACGUAGUCCUCACUAAGAAUGGUCAUGCUUGUUUAUAUGCCCGGCAAUGGGCAACCAACCCUGUCCUAUUCCAGCAUCUCUUUUGAGUAUUUUCCAUUACAUCUGUCUUACAUGGGUUGCAUACUGCCCAAUUAUGCUACAUGUUAUCAAGAACGCACCUUCAGACCCUCAUUAGGCAUUGUCCUUGAAUAACUGUAAUUCCAUCAUCACCUAUAUUAUCUACUCCUCACAUUAAGCACUUCGGUCCAACUGCAUCUAUUUGGGUGGUUCCAUUAUCUCCUUGAUAGGUCUCAGAUUGAAACUGUGCACAUAGCUAAAGUUGUAAGUAAAUAUGAUUUAUACUGGUCUUGUUUCAGGUCCUAAGCCUUCACACGUGGUCUUACUAGGCCUACAUUAAAUUCCCAUCAUAUAACCCUCUGUGGGCUGCAUUAUGACAUACCCACCCUUCAUGGCUGCCUGGGGAUGUGUGUAUGUAUGUGUGUGUGUAUAUAUAUAUAUAUAUAUAUGUAUAUAUAUAUGUGUGUAUAUAUAUAUGUGUAUGUAUGUAUAUGUGUGUGUGUAUAUAUAUAUAUAUAUAUAUAUAUAUGUGUGUGUAUAUGUGUGUAUGUAUAUGUGUGUGUGUAUAUAUAUAUAUAUAUAUAUAUAUAUAUAUAUAUGUGUAUAUAUAUAUAUAUAUAUAUAUAUAUAUAUAUGUGUGUGUAUAUGUAUGUAUAUGUGUGUGUGUGUGUGUAUGUAUAUAUAUAAUUUAUCCUUCUAUAUAUCCAUCCAACAACAUUUCAUUACAUCACUUGGUCUCGCUAGGCUUAAAUCAACCAACCUAUAUGGCCCAAUCUCGGCUGACUACACUCACUAGUAAAUUUAUCCCUUAUUCUAAGCAUUGUCACUUUAUUAUUCCACAGUAUUAACAAGUAUUAUGUAUCAAGUCACCUACAUCAAGACACUACAUACUCUUCGGCGUUGGUGACACCGAAGAGUGUGCUUUGACCUUAGAUGGCCUACACUAAUUUCCUUGUUAUUACCCUUAUAGCAUAACUGAUCUUCCUACCAUUCCUAUAGACCUGACCGUACACAGGUAUUACACAACUCCUAUACCAUGAUACAAGUAUCCUUAAGUUCUUCAUUCCAUAUAUCUAUUCCCCUUAUACAGCUAUAUUUCUGUAUCCUGCCUCUGAGGACCUAUUCUCCAGCUUCACUCUUCCUAUACAUUUUCCCCUUCUCAUAUUGUAAAGCGCUGCGGAAUUUGACGGUGCUCUAUAAAUAUCAUAAUAAUAAUAAUAUUGGGCCGCUUCGAUCUUACACAGUAUUUGUAAGUAAUAGGUGUUUAGUCACCUCCUUCAUGACACUAUAAAAUAUAUUUAGUGUUGGUUACAUACUCGUCAUCAUUUGGCAUCAGUCUUAUAUAUGGCCCUUCACCACAUUCCAUGUUGCCACCUUUCAGUCUGACUACUCUUCCUACCUCUACAUUUGCACAGGUCUACACAUACCUAAAUUGUUCACUCCAUACAUCCGUUACCCUUUUCAGCAUUAUUUCUCUCUUCUGCAGCUCAUGACUUUGGGCAAUCUCUGCCUUCCGCUACGGUACCUCUACACACAACCAUCACUAACCCUUCACUCCAUACGUUAUACAUGGGCCUCUAGGGACACCGCUGCGACUGUUACUGCACAUCAAUAGGACACUUAAAUACGUUUAUAAUAAUAAUAAAAAAAAUACAAAUCUUCCAUUCUACUUCUCAGUAUUACACACUGCCUCUUUUGGCCCAUGUACGUUCUUUCCUUGCAGCCCUCUCUCUGAACACUCCCUAGAACCUUGGGCCUCUCACGUAGCAGUUAACAUAUCCUGGCCUCUUCGAUCUGUCACUAAUUUAACUGUGUUAGCAUUAUCCUCCUAUUUCAGGCUCUUCCUUAAUUUGCUUCAUGCUAGUACGAUAGGCAUAUGAUUUUUAUGUGAUUGUUGUUUAAAUUCUCAGGCUGUUCUUUCUCAUACGUAAUUCAGUCAGUGAGUCUAUUCUUGCUAGGCUUCAUGUCAUAUCGAGUUACGUGCAUAUCCUUACGUAAAGUCUCUCCAUGUCCACUUCUUCCCGUUCGUUGCAUAUCUGGCACCGAUUGUCAGAUAUGGUCAACUGUGUCUUUGCUAUGCUGUUCAAUUUCCUUCAGUUGGGUUGACAACUGUUGUCACUAGAGUAAUUUGGUGUUCUGAGCUCAUAGUACUUAUUUUAUCUACUUUUCUGGCACAGACUAUUGAUAAACAAUUGUUAAAUUUUGGUAAUUGUGAACACAAGUUCUCUGGGGGUAAUUCUCAGGUUUUGGUUAAUUUAAUCUCUGUACAAGUAUUUCUUUGCCCUUUAUUACAUAUUCACUUAUUACUAUCAACUUUCAUUUAUCAUCCAGGUAUACGUUUAUUUAAUCAAGUCACUCAUGUAUUAUUUUGUAUUUCAAAUUUUCUAUCACCACGCAAGUGAUUUACUUUUAUGAUAAUACCACCCUACGUACAACAACCACUUGCUCUACAGAAUGCUAUAAUUAGUUUGGUCUGGCUGCUAGGGUACCCUGAGUGGCCUGAGUCAGCCAGUACUUGGGUGUUAUACAGUAUCUCACAUUAAUACAUUGUUUCUCUUUCAGGUAUGGUUAUAAUGUUGAUAAAUAUUUAAGUAUUGGUCAUGUAAUGUCAACAUGUAAUAAGUUGUAAACUAUUAAACUUUUGCACUCUUUUGACAGGCCUACCCGACCGUCGGUUCCCGCACAUCACAACCGACUUAUGCCACUACUACUAUAAUUCGGCUUAUUGUCCCCAACCACAAAUAGAAGGCUGAGCCUGUGGUUGAAGUCUGGCAAUGUGGGAGGGGUUAGUUUGCCUAUAAAUAUACAGGCUUCCCCUUCCUCUGUGCUGUUGCUGCCUGGUUCAGCCCACCCACCGCUUGCUUUAUCAAACCAUUCAAUUUGGUUGGCCCUCUUUUUACAGGCCUGCCCAAAUGUUGGUUCCCGCACACCACAGGUGACUUAUGCCACUACUACUAUAACUCGACUUAUUGUCCCUGACCACAAAUUAUAUACUCUCUUUUUAAAAAUAAAUUUGAUGUACUUUCAUGACAAUAUAUUUAGCUGAAUUUGUAACAUGACGUAACUCAGAACUGAAAUAUUUUGCUACUGUUCAUUUCAUGAUUCAAGUUUGAGUUGUUUAUUAUUUUUUUAUUUUGUAUUUCCACUACUAGAAAUUAUUUUCUUUUUCCAGGAGUCUCCAGAAUUUGAUCUGCAGUUUGAUAAUGCUUCUGAUCAAUGGGUUGCAAAUUCAGGUUCGGAAAAGUUUACUUUCUUUCAAAUACUUCUCCACACAUGUCAGCGAUACCUCUCUGACGAAAAGCCUGAAUUCAUCAAUUGCCAGUCGAGACUGUUUGCAGGUGAGAACAAUUGUUUUAAGAUAAAAUCAUGCAAAAUCUUCAAUGUUGAGUGUUUUUAUUUGUGGAAAAUACCAAACUUUUGUUGACAACAUUUAGCAUUAACAGUUGUAAGAAACUAAAUAUUUUUUUCUUAACAAGGCAGUUUGGGCUGAAUUUUGCUAUCCUAUCUGUUGUACUAUAUGUGUAUUGCUUUAUGGAUGUGGUGUUAAAAGAAAAAUGUGUGAUGAAGAUAGAAUAAACAGCUGUGCCUACAACAGUUUUUAUUUAUUGAGGAAGGGUCAAGUUCAAAAUCAGCUUACAUCUGCUACCAGACUUAGAAUGUUUGCAUAGUCUGCUCCACACACAGAAAGAAUUUCAGCUUGCUGAAGUUCAGUAUGUCUGGAGCCUGUCUGAUUUGUGACCGUUUGUAAAGGUGCCAAGUUUAAUAUAGAAUUUGGGGCAGAAACACAUCCUUGGCUGUCAGUCAGAAAGCCAGGGAGGUUUUCUUGUGCUUCCGUUAGCACCUUGAAGCUAUGGAAGUGGCAUGUGUGCUGUGCUAGCGUCCACCUGCCUUACCCACUUUGAGCUGUAUUCGAAAGCCGUGCUCACAGCUUCAGCACAGCUUCAGAACAGUCUUGUCAAUGAGAUGCAUCUGAGUGGAGGAAUUCCUUGCACAGAAUCAGUCGUAUAGAUAUGUACAUACAAGCACAGAGUCAAACAGUCAUACACACACACAGACAUUGGCAGACAGUCAAACAUACAGACAUAUACAUACAGUUUUGCAGCAGUACCCGUUAUGUGGCGAACUUAUGACUCGUGUGCCAAAUAGGCAGGGCAUCUGCGUUUCUGCUGUGGUAUGCAUACCGUAGGGGAUAUAGCAAGUAUGUAUGUAGGGGAUGUAAUGUGUUUGUUUAGGGAAUGUAAUGUGUGUGUGUGUUUUACUGAAUUUGUUGGGUAGUAUAAGAGCUUCAUUCUGUGGUUUAUGAGAGGGGGAAAGACACACAGGGGAAAACGUUUGGUUGAAGAUUUUGCUGCCAAAGGAGGUUCAACCAGUUAUUAAAUCCAAGGGUUCACAUACUUUUUCCACCUGCACUGUGAAUGUUUACAUAGUGUGUUCAAUAAAAACAUGGCAACAUUUCAUUCUUUGUGUAUUAUUAGUUUAAGCAGACUGUGAUUGUCUAUUGUUGUGACUUAGAUGAUGAUCAGAUCAUAUUUUAUGACCAAUUCGUGCAGAAUUCCAUAUCAUUCCAAAGGAUUCACAUACUUUUUCUUGCAACUGUAUAUAUAUGUGUGUGUGUGUGUAUAUAUAUAUAUAUAUAUAUAUAUAUAUAAUCAAUAAAGGAGCACUCCAAAGGAUUGUGAAAAAUAUUUAUAGUCCGGUGUUGAAAAAAUCAAAUCAUCAACGUUUCGACCCAAUCUUGAUAAAGACCCUAUUGGGUCGAAACGUUGAUGAUUUGAUUUUUUCAACACCGGACUAUAAAUAUUUUUCAAAAUCCUUUGGAGUGCUCCUUUAUUGAUUAUAUACAUCAAGUGGCUUGGAAGCACCCGGGUAAUUUCUGCAUUUUAUUUGGAUUCAAAGGAAGAGUGCCAGAGUUUGCUUUUGUGUAUAUAUAUAUAUAUAUAUAUAUAUAUAUAUAUAUAUAUGUAUAUGUAUGUAGAUUGGAUUAGUCAUACUAGUCCCAACCCAUUCACCCCGCCCCCCUUCUCUAACAUCAGUUGUUUUAAGUGUUAAAACCCGAUCAGAUUGAUCUGUAUUGCUUCAGACCUGAGGAAGACAGUACAGCAUUAAGGUCUAUGGAGGAUCCUGUGAAACCGCAGGAUCCUCUAUAGACCGAGCCAAUUCCCUGCAUCUGUUCAUGGUGACAGCUAUCGGGAAUGACUGUCUAGCUCCUCCAGAGUCCAAGAAUGUCAGGUGGAGGAAAUCUACAGAGACAAAGUAGACACUAAAUGUUUUAGGGAUAUCACAGAUCUGGAACAAUGAAAGACAUAUAGACCUGUACACAGUCCGCUUCAGCAGCUUGAAUCCUUGCCAAAAAACAGCAAAGCAGUUUUAAGUUUUACUUUAAACUUCAGAAAGGAAAGUGAGAGACAGCUCAUGUAAUUAAAUUCUUCAUUUGUCUAGCAGUGAACGGGAAAGUAUGAACCCAGUGUUUCAGAAACAUAAUUGGAUAUGUUGUUACUGCCAUAUUACCUGUGUCAACACUAGUGAGGCAGUCAUAAUAAUGGUAGAUGUUGCCAGGUAGUGAUAAAACAUAUUGAUCUUUAUAUGUGGGGAUAUUUGCCAUUGUGAUUCUCAGGGUUGUUCAAUAAGCUCGGGAUCUACUGACAAGAGAAUUGCAAAUCUUUAGACAAAAUAGCUGAGCUGGGGGAAAAAUGCUUUAAUUAAAAAGAAAAAAAAAAGUCCAACUCAGCUAUUUUACCCAGCUUGUCUGUUUUCCUCAAUUCCCAAUCUAAUGAAUAACCCUGACUGUCUUUAAGAACACAUUCGUGGAAAGAUAUCGAAUUAUGGCCAAAUCAUGAAUCAUUUCAAUUCACUAAGAUUAAGUAGCAGUUCUGGCUGCAUGUGUUCACAGGAAUAAGCAUUUACUAAAACCGCAUUCUACUUUACAAGAAAAAAAGGAGCAGCAUUUAUUUACGUCUCCUUUUUUUGGGGGGGUUGCAGGCAAUAGCAUUCUUCACUCUGCCGCCGACAGUGUGACCAGCGCUGUACAGAAAGCAAGCCAAGCCCUUAAUGAGCGUGGCGAGCGUCUCGGACGUGCAGAGGAAUCAACAGCCGACAUGAUGAACAGCGCCCAGCAGUUUGCAGACACGGCUCACAAGGUAAGUGAGAAACCUUGCUGACUUAGGCCUUGAUUAGAUUCCUUGGGAUAAGCUUUUGAAAUGAUCACAGUCUGUUAGAAAAACUUUUUUCCAAUUAUUGUGAUCUACAGAUGUCACCAUUAACAUCUAUAGGAAUUUUUGAAGAUAAAUUAUUUCAAAGGUUUGUCCUAAAGAUUUCAAUCGACGCCUUAAAUAUCAGAUCCCCACCGGUCAUGUCACAAAUUGUUAUGAUAGCAAUAUAGUUGAGCCAUACAUCUUUCUAUUAAAUAUGUGGGGAAAAAAAUGUUCUUUUCCUUUCAUAUUUUAUUAAUUCAAAUAAUUUAUUUUAAGUUGCAAACAUACUUUUUUAGCAUUCAAUUUAAAAAGGUAAAUAUACCAUAUUGUCAAAAGACAUACAUCUUAGUUAUUGAAAUCAGGUGUUUUAAUCAGACCCAUUGCCACAGGUGUAUAAAGUCAGGCACAUAGUCUGGGUUUGGCAGGUGGCAGGAGAAUGUUACCCGUCUGAUUGCAUUGUACCAACUUUAAAGUUUAGUGGAGAGGGAUAAUGAUUUGGAACGGUUUCUCAGGGGUUGGGCUAGGCUCCUUACUUCCAGUGAAGGAAAACCUUAAUGAUUCAGCAUACCAAAACAUUUUGAAUAAUUCUAUGCUUCCAACUUUGUGAGAACAGUUUGGGGAAGGCCCUUUUCUAUCUCAGCAUGUCUGUUCUCCAGUACACAAAGCAAGGUCCAUAAACACAUGGUUGGAUGAGUUUGGUGUAGAAGAGCUCUACUGGCCCAAACAGAGCCUAACCCCAUCGAACACAUUUGGGAUGAGCUGAAACAUUUGGGAUGGGCUGAAACAGAGAUUGUGAGCCAGACUUUCUCGUCUAACAAAAAUGCUCUACAGGAUGAAUGGGCAAAAAUUCACACAGAUUAUCUGCGACCAACCUAUAUGUCUAGAAAAUCCCGCAAAUUUUUUUAUUUCCAUAUAGUUGAAUCUACUCACUCUAGAUGUAUGAACCCAGCCUGAUUGUACUACAAUAUAAAAUAAGUGCUAUGAUCUCACAAUGUCACAUACAUAUUAUACAGUUAUUCUUGUUGUGCCUGUCUCUGCUGUUGGGGCAUUGCAGGAUUGUUUGUAACCCUCUCUAUGCACUACAAAAAGAAAAGAAAAAAAGGAAAGAUUAUAUUCGGUCUUUAUAAUUUAUUUAAGAUUAGUGUACAAUUCAUUUUCCCUUUUUCCCCCCGCCAGAGUGUAAAGAAUACAUUUUUGUUUUAGGUUUCUCAUUCUACUUACACACAGCCCUUUUUUGUUUUAACUUGUAACACUAUGUGUUUGUUUAUUUACUCUUAGAACUGUGUAUGUUGCAGUCAGUGGCAUCCAGUAGAUUUUGCACCUCUGAUUAAUCCUUUUUGGAAAAGGACUCGCUUACCUUGUGAGCUUGAUGUGUCAAGCAAUUAGAAAAUAGUGGGCAUUAUUUGUGAUUUUCAAUUCGUAAUUAAUGACUGAGAUAUUUGGAAAAGAUGUGCGUUCAGCAAAGGCUAAUGCUAAAACUAUAUUUUGGCUCUUUUUCCUUGUUUGCUGUAUUUUCCAGACUGUCAUGCUGUCAACCCCAAGUGCCCUUUAGGACCAUUCUCAAUUUAGAGAGGAGAGCAGCUGUGUGGUUUGCCAUUUAUUCUAGUGUGUGUUUUCUUGGGUACAUGCCACCGAGCUCCUCGGUCUUUUCAUUUUAUAUUAUCUUUCGAUAAAUUACAACCUUGUAAAGUACGCAUAGUAUGCUUUCCUACUCUAAAUCCUGUUUGUUUUUGUUCCAUCUCUCUGCAGCUUGCCAUGAAACACAAGUGCUGACCAAAUCAGCUAAAAAGUGGCUUCCACUCGUCCGGACUUUCCAAUAAAACAAAUCAGCACAAGGUUAUUUACUGAAUAUGUAUGUCUUUCUUUUAAAUGGGACUCCUCUAUUGUUUGCCUGCGUGUCUUUCUGCAUCUCCCCUGAUCUACUGGGAGAGAGAUGAUUUUCAGCCAACGUAAUGUUUCCAUCAUUUUAAAUGGAUAAGUUAGAGCUUGUGCUGGACAGAAUUCUCUUUGUGCAGCUCCUUGUCUCCUCUUCAUUUUUCAGCCUCUUUUGUUCCCGGGGGAGAGGGAGGUUUGAGGGAGUGACUGGAGGGACUGGUCUAUCUUGUGCAUUGGGAUUCCCGCUAUAAUAUUCACUAAAAGUAUUUUCUUCGAAAGAGUGCUCUAAUGAAUCAUCGAUAAAGUGUAACCCACUGAAAAUGGUGUUCAUGGAGUGGGCAGGUUGGAGAACUUUUCUCAAAACAAUGUGAGUGCUGUGCCUGAUGAGAAAUGACAGAUAAAUCUGCACAUCAAUGGACGAUUAGUUUUGGUAACUGCAAGGCAUUGAACCGAGUGCUAUACUGGAUGGAGCAGCCGUUGGUGUAUAUGGAGCAUUUAGAUAAAACGUUAGAUGGAGUUGACAUGACUUAAUUUGGGCACAAAACUUUCAGAGAUUUUCAACUUUGUUAUUGCAAGACUGUCUUGAAAAUUGAGCUACGAGUGCCUACUUAUGGUUUGUGUUCCCGUUCCACGCACAUCAGGAAAAAAAGUUUUUUGUUUUUUUUUUUUCUCUGUACUUUUACAUUUUAUUAAUGUCCUGUUUUGAACGAACAUGUCCAUCAUACACACCUUCAUGCCAGCGUCCUUAUGAGGGAUAAGCAUAUUUUUAAUGUUUCCAUGUGAUUUUAUUUUUACCAGUAUAUCGCAUAUUAAUACCCCAAGCAAUAAAAAAAAAAAGAUGGCUUAUAAGGACAGAACACACAAAACAAGUUUGUUUCCUUAAGGAGAUAACAACAAUAAAAAAAAGUAAAAAUACAA
This is a messenger RNA of Pelobates cultripes (western spadefoot toad), 59752 nucleotides long. The record is from the annotation of a GenBank genome assembly. Lineage: Eukaryota; Metazoa; Chordata; Amphibia; Anura; Pelobatidae.